This is a messenger RNA of Pelobates cultripes (western spadefoot toad), 50251 nucleotides long. NCBI's taxonomy places the organism in Eukaryota, Metazoa, Chordata, Amphibia, Anura, Pelobatidae. The record is from the annotation of a GenBank genome assembly.
AUGCCCCCUGCCACGCUCCCUGUGCCCUGCGCUGUCACUUUAAAUCGUGACACAUUACAUCAUGGCUGGCCGCGGUGCAUUGUGGGGGAGGAGGGCAGGACGCCAUUUUCGCUGGGCAGCAGACAGAGGCGGAUACCGGCUACCAACAGCAGGCAGGAGGAUGAGCUCCGGAGCUCGGGCUGGCAGCUAGGAAGGCCCCGGCCCUGUGACAGAGAGCGGACUCCACCAUCACCGGCCGGCCGACACCGACAGCGGGACCAGCACCGACACCGACCGCAGACACUGACCGCAGAACGGUAAUGGGCACCGGGGAGGGAGAGAGGGGACCGAACCGGACUGGGUGUGGGGGGACCGGGGGAGAUGGGCAGGAUAGAGAGCCCAGGACCACCGCCCCAAUACAGGGGACAGGAGGGGAACAUGAUGCUAUGGAUGUCAUUCAGGGAGCAGACAGGAGAUGGAGAUGGGAUGGGAUAGGGCAUGGUACCUGGGGAGAGGGGGGGCAUGGUACCUGGAGAGAGGGGCAUGGCACCUGGGGAGGGAGGGGGGCAUGGUGCCUGGGGAGGGAGGGGGGCAUGGUACCUGGGAGGAGGGGCAUGGUACCUUGGGGAGAGAGGGGGGCAAGGGUACCUGGGGAGAGGGGGGCAUGGUACCUGGGGAGAGAGGGGGCAUGGGGCUCAGAGAGGGGGGGCAUGGUACCUGGGGAGAGAGGGGGGGGGUGCAUGGUGCUCUGGGAGAGGGGGGCAUGGUACCUGGGAGGGAGGGGGGGUGGUACUCUGGGAGGGAGGGGGGGCAUGGUACUGGGAGGGGGGAAUGGGAGGGAGGGGGGGGCAAGGGUGCCUUGGGAGGAGGGGGGCAUGGUGCCUGGGGAGAGGGGGGGCAUGGGUGCCUGGGGAGAGGGGGGGGGUGGUACCUGGGAGGAGGCAUGGUACCUGGGGAGAGGGGGGCAUGGUGCCUGGGGAGAGGGGGGGGAAGGCCUGGGAGGGGGGGGGUAUGGUACUUGGGAGAGGUAUAUGAGGGGGGGGGCAUGGCACAUGGAGAGGGGAUAGGGCAUGGCACAUGGAGAGGGGAUAGGGCAUGGCACAUGGAGAGGGGAUAGGGCAUGGCACAUGGAGGGCAUCCCUGUACUCCUCACAUACAGAGAUGGAUGAUUACUGCAUGUGCCAUUGCCAUUGAAUAGCUUGCUAGCUGUGUUCACGCAUGAUGUUACUGAUAAUCUGCUAAUGGGAGCCUGGGGAUGGAUAAGGGGGUACCUGGGGCCCCUGUGGGGGCCUGGUGGGUAGAUAUGGCGAGGGGGGCAGGGAGUUUUAUAUCAGGGGACCUGAUAAGGGGAAUCUGAUGUUUUCCUAUAGACUUUAUUCUUCUCUUUUUGUUAAUUCACUGAUGUUACGGCUGUUCUUCCUCAUUUCUGUUGAGUGGGGGUACCUGUGAUUAACAGUGACGUUUUAUUGUGCUGCAAAGGCUCUCUGUAUUGCAGGGGGUUUGCUUUAUCACAUGGCUGAUGGGUUAACCAUGUGAGUGCCUAACUAGAUUACCUCCAAACAGGGAAUGUUUGGUUAACCUUGGUUUAGCUGCAGAACAGCCAGGUGGCUAUUCAGUAUCAUUAUGACUUUUUAUUUUUUUUAUUUUAUGUAGUUAUUUUGUAUUUUAAGCAUUAUCUAUUGGCUGAAUAGGGUAUACAUUUUGUCCUUUAUUGCUUCUUGAACAUGCUGGGGAUGGCUGACAUUGCAGGUAUAGAUGACAAUAGCAAAUACAUUAUGUGCAGCUUCUAAUGUGAGGUUAGCUCUUUAACCGCCUUGUAAAUGGGGAAGAAGAAAUAAAGAACAAAACCCAAAAUCGAUGCACUGCUGCUCAGUCAUGUGACCUUCGAAAGGUUGUCUGUGUGGGUGUGCAGUACACACUGCUAGUUAUUUGUGUAGUUGUUAAUUGAGUAGUAUUGAUAGGUUUGCAAUAACCCAGGGCUAGUAGCAAUUGGAAUUAAAUAUCCACAAGCUGUAGGUUAUAACAUUCAUUUGUAAAGGGCUUGACGCUUUAAUUUGUCAUCAGAAAUGUGUGAUAUUGUGUAGCUUCUAUUAAUAAAUAAUACACUGUAUAACAGGAUAUUUGUAAUGGUGCAGGGAAGUCACAGCUUAGGCGGUAUGGUGCAGUCACUCCGAUUGCAUUUUGCCAUUUGCUCAGGAUCAACGUACGUCUUGAAGAUUCAGAUGUUGCAGUAACAUUAUGGUGACUGUAAUGUUGUGUAUGCUUCCAGUUCGUAUCUUAGCAUUAGUGUUUGUUUCUUGUCAUUCCAUCUCCUGGGAAUAUAUCUCUGCUUCAUUGCAACCUCUCAAUUAACCGCACUAACUGAACAAUUUAAUGGCACAGAGGCCUCAGCAGAGACAGCUAUCGCAGGCUUAGACACGUAUAUUGAAAAGAAUGAUCUGGAAUAUUACCCUGCAAUGCACUGAAAUAAUGACAUUAUUAAAAGGGAGUAUUCUUUCAUACGGUGUAAAAUCUGACUGUCAUUAAAUGCUACUGACUCACAAAUUCCGUCUAUAGUACUUUUAGUGGUGCGCAGCAGUAUUUUGUUGCGAUGGGCUGUGUGCUGAAGGCAAUUCUUGCGUUGAGAAAUAUACUUGUUAUCUUAGGGAUAUUGUGGAAUAUUGUGUUUUGGACUGAAGAAAUGAGUGAACAGUUUUAUUUCUGGAGACUAGGCGGAGGCAUGGGUGCGUAGGUGCAUGACAGAAUCUUUAGCAGAGAGGCUGAGCACUGGCACUUAAUAUCUAUUGCAGAGUUUUACUGUACUAGAAAGGAUCAGAGCAUGUUCCGAAUUCUGGGAUGUUCCUGACACACCCAGCUAGCGCUGUGAUGCAUGUGGGUCACUGUCAUCUAUCUACCUCCUCACACAAAGAGCAUGCUAUAACAAAGGCAGUCUCCUUAACCCUUCAGAAGAAUGAUUAAAACCUCUUACUCACACAGUGUGACACUUAAUCUGCUUUAUAUGCAAGUUUUGGGGACGGUUUAAACUGUUUUCAUUUUACGCCAUAUUAAAAUUCAGAGGAUGCCAAAGCUUUUAGGGCAUUUAAAUUAUGAUCUACAGCUGCACUGAAAAAUAGUCAUUAUUUCCUAAGGGUGCUUGUAUGAUUGACCAAUUAAAUCUAAUUUUCUGCUUCUUGGUUGUCAACAAUUGCUUGUUUUUAAUUUUUUAGGUUCCAAUUUUAAGUAUCAUGCUUCAUGAUAGAUAUCCUUUUGUUUCUUGAUCUAGGUUAUAAAGCAUUAUUUAUCUUGGCACUUCUAAAUGCAGCUCAAAUGGUAUGACUAUGGACUAGAGGUCAGUGGAUUUAAUAAAUUAAAGAACAACCUGAUUUUCAGAAAGCAGAGUUUUAUGUGAAAUGUUCCAAAAGGUGUCCGUUAUAUUUUGUGACCCUCUGAAACCCUGGGAGGUUUUGUACAUGAAUAUACGUGACACAGUGAUUGCGCCGUUUAUUUGGCAUAAUCAAUAGAAUUUAGAAUUUACUAAUAAUGAGAUUUUCUUGGCAUUAUUGCUGCUGCAAUGUAAUUCAAGGUUGCUCAUUGGGUUAUUUUAAUGAAUAUAAGACCAUUUUAUUAAUAGGAAUGAAAAUACGGUUUUGUGCAGGUCUCAUUGAAAUUUAGAAGCUUUUAUUUUUGUAGAUUAAGGACGAUCACUAAGUAUGUGAUAUGCUACAAACACCAUUCCGGUUUACAUUUUAAAUUUUUUUUUUUUUUUUUUAAGUAAAAUUAUCACACAUUUUGUAAUAUUAAUUCAUGGUUUGUCAAAUAAACAUUAGAUAUCUUUGUUACUUAUGGAUAAAAAAGGAGCCGGUUAUUUAAAAAAACAAAACAAAAAAUUUUUUAAUUUAAAACACGCACACAUUAAAAAUAAAUAUUUUUAACCUUCAAGUGUUCUUUUAAGUUUAUUGAUCAAAAUCUUUUGGAUUAAUUCAGCAAGCAAGAGAGAAAAAUCUGAUGUUGCAGGUAACUUUUGUCUGUCUUUCAGUUUUCGCUUCUAAUGGGAUAUGCUCAUCCAUAGUGAUCUGUAUGGUUGCUUUAAUAACUGUAUUAAAUGAUCAAUAAAACUGUGUCGUAUAACUUUUUUGUAUAUUCUACAGACCUCUUCAGUUUUCAAUACUUCUCUGCAGUACUUCAAACUUCUACAGCAGAGUAUGUUUAUCAGCUACACAAUAAAAAAUGCUACCUUUGACGUUGCUCUCCUCAGAUUAGGCAAGUAGUUUGAGGAAGAGGAUGAGGGCGUAGGUCACUCUGUGUAUAAUCUCAAGGCUAUUCUGGCUUUAGGUUAGUUUUGAAAGUACCAUCCUGAGCUAUUUAACAUUUUAAUAUACAGUAACUAUAAAGUAUGGAGGGCAUUAGAUGAGAUGGGACUUUUUAGAAUAUUGAUUCAGACCAGAGGUCAGUUUUAUUGAUUGUCCUUUUUAAAAAAUCACUACAGGAUCUCUGUAAAUUUUAUUAAGUUGAGAAAAAAGGUUAAACAACCCAAUGCUUUUUUUUUUUUUUCUUCUUCUUUAAAUCUUUCUCUUAAGGAGGUAAGGUAAAGAUUGUGUCCCUGUCAAACCUGGACAUGUUGAAUGUCACACCCAGAGACUUGCAUACCUACACACAGGUAAUGUGUGAUUCUCACGGUGUACCUCCUCGCAAACAGGAUUUGUAUGGUACAAUAAAUAACCUUUUAUCUAAUUUAACACCCUUCAUAAGAGUGUAGGAAGAUGUGGCAUAUAUUUGAAAAGCUAAUUAUCAGCCUGCUUGUUUUGUUAAUAAUAAUAAUAUAAUAAUAAUAAUAAUAACAAUAGAUUCAGAGAGUCAUAACAGAAUAGCAAAGGAAUUCAUUGCAAAAUGUUGCGAAUCUUCACAGUGGAAGGGCUACUACAAGCACCAUGGCCUUGAAGUGGUCCUAGUUCCUGGAGUUCACUAAAGUAAAUUAAAUUUUUUAAACCAGAAUAGUAAAAUUAAAGCAUAGUUGAGACAAUUUGUUAAUUUGACUUUAAACUUCGCUUUGACUUAUUAGGUUCUCCUAGGUUCCCCAUAACAUUGGGCAAGACCUUUCAUCAAAAUGCAAAUAUGGUUAUUUCCUCUCAGGAAACUACAUUUUUAUAUUUUAUUUAGACCAAAAUGGAGGCAUAGCUGACUAAAAUUUGAAAAUAUACUUUGAAUUGCCCACAAUUGAGUUUGAGUAAAACUGAGGGUUAUAUAGCUUCUAUUAACACUUCUGUUGUAAAGGGGACACUGUGCAGACCAUGGUUAAAGUCACUAGCUGUAUGUGACGGAUUAUUAACACAUCUGGGGAAACUUAUUAGAGUGUCACCAACACUUUUCCAUAAAAUAUUUGGCGAAUUUAUGGCAUUUCUUUUGUUCAAGUAAUAAAUCUGUUGUAACUUUUUUUUUUUUCAUCGGUUUUCUUUUGCCCCCUUAACCGCCAUUUUUGAACAUGCGCCAUUUUUUACCAAAGCAACUGAUUUCUGAAUAUUUCUCCUCCUGCAAAUUGAAAGAUUUUUUUUUUUCUUCAGCCACUGUAAGUUUUGGUGGUCUUAUGAAAUGGAAGUCUUAGUGAAAACUGGCAGAAUUUACUAUGAAGACCGCUGUCUAUUUUUAGAUUACUUUAAUAAAUACAAUCAAAGUAAUUUAACAGCUACUUUUCAGAAAACAUGUUUUAAUAUUCCCCAAAAUAGAGUUGAAAAAUCAGACAUUUCUCUCAAAAUACUUUUUGUAACACAAGUGAGGCACAAACAAGCUUGUACUUAUGAACUUAGGAUACUUUCUUUUUGCAUUUAGUAUAUAUCUGAAAAGUGCUUUUACAAGCUGUCUUCCUCAAUUUUGCCAAUUCAGGUCUAGGUUUUUAGCUUAAUUUCACACAGUGCAUCAGGAUGCCAGGACAUGGGGGAUAUUGAGAAGCGGAGGAUGUUUAGCAUGAACUUCUUUAGCACUUACAAAGGUGCACUCCUACGUCUUACCAGUAAUAACCUUUUUAUUUACUGCCUCAUGUGUUGAGUAAUUUAUCUACCAAGUAUUUGCCUGUGGUUGGCAUACAUGGUUUUUAAAGGACCACUAUAGGCACCCAGACCACUUCAGCUUAAUGAAGUGGUCUGGGUGCCAGGUCCAGUUAGGUUUAACCCUUUUUGCUGUAAACAUAGCAGUUUCAGAGCAACUACUAUGUUUACCUAUGGGUUAAAAUUGACAGCCGCUAGAGGCGCUUCCGCGCUUCUCACUGUGAUUUUCACAGUGAGCAGAUGCCAGCGUCCAUAGGAAAGCAUUGAGAAUGCUUUCUUAUGAGACUGGCUGAAUGCGCGCGCGGCUCUUGCCGCGCAUGCGCAUACAGCCGAUGACGGAAGAAGAGGGAGGAGAGUCCCAGCGCCGAGGGAGCCUGCCGCUGGGAGAAAAGGGUAAGGGAUUAACCCCUUCCUCCCCCUUCAGCGCCAUGGGAGUGGGACCCUGAGGGUGGGUGCACCCUCAGGGCACUAUAGUUCCAGGAAAACGAGUAUGUUUUCCUGGCACUAUAGUGGUCCUUUAAGCACAAAGUACAAUAACCACUGUAGCACACUGUCCCAACAAUGUUUAAAUGGUAUGACAAUUGCAUGGUCCUCUAAGCAUCUCAGGUAUCACUAGAGCGAAAAUCCUUAUCGUGCAUUAGUGUCCUCAACACAGCCAUUCUUUGAAUGGAAUUCCUUUGCUGAGAACUUUACCUAAUACCCUCAGCCAAUACAUUUGUCCAAAAAAUGUUUAAAGGAUCAGAUUAUUGACUUUUGGGGUCUACAACCUUUGCAAGAUCUCCCGUCUUUUUUUUUUUUUUCUUUCAGCACAGACUUUCAGGAAUACGCCAAUAAGAUGAUUCUCAACUGAGAAACCUCUCUACUGGAGCCUCGGACACAUGCAGGCUGCAUUCCUAUGCUUUUGAUGCUAUGAGUACCAUUAAAGGAAUACUAUAGGGUCAGGAACACACACAUGUAUUCCUGACCCUGUAGUGUUAAAACCACCAUCUAGCCCCCCCGCCUCCUUAAAUAUAGCAAAAUCUUACUUGUAUUCAAGCCUGAAGCUGUAGCUCUGCAUGCGGUUUUGUCUCAGAAAAGCAAGCAGUCUGCUGACAUCAUCAGAUAUGGUGGCCUGAUCCAAUCACAAUGCUUCACCAUAGGAUUGGCUGAGACUGACAGAGAUGCAGAUCAGGGGCAGAGCCAGCAUGAUUCAAACACAGCCCUGGCCAAUCAGCAUCUCCUCAUAGAGAUGAAUUGAAUCAAUGAAUCUCUAUGAGGAAAGUUCAGUGUCUGCAUGCAGAGGGAGGAGAUACUGAAUGUUGGGAUGCAUUUUAGGCAGCCAUGACCCAGGAAGGAUCUCUAACAGCCAUCUGAGUGGCCGCCAGUGAAGGUAUCACUAGGCUGUAAUGUAAACAAAGCCAGUGUUUACAGCAAAAAGCCUGAAGGUAAUGAUUCUACCCACCAGAACAAAUUCAAUAAGCUGUAGUUGUUCUGGUGACUAUAAUGUCUCUUUAAAUUGGGUAAUAGUAACAUCCCCUGGACAUACUUGGAAACCAUAGUAAUUUGUAUGUACCUUUGCUGGUUAAUUACAUUAUUAUUAUUAUUAUUAUUAUUAUUAUUAUUAUUAUUGUGUAGUGUUCCUUUAAAUCUAUAUGCCUUAUGUGAAAGUAAGUACUUCCAUUUAGCUAUAUCUAAGGAGCACUGUAGCUGAUUUGGGGAGUCUCCAAUUUGCUCUUGAACAUUUUGUUGGAUAUAAUUCGAGGCAUGCCAUUUUUUAAAAAUAUAAUUUUCCAUCAGAGAGAGAGAGAGAGGGGGGUACACCCAAUUAGUUCUGGUCAUUUCAAUUACUCUCACAUUAAAUUCUUUAACAAUGCCCAUUCAGGGAAUUUUGAGAACAUUCAGAAGCUGAAUUCAGUAGGAAGAUUAUCUUAUCUUUAUCUGUUCAAUAAAGUGGGGUUGUAACUAAAACUAAGAUUGCAGAAUAAUUUCUAUUUAUGAACCAGUCCUGUCUAUAAACAUUUCAGGUAUUAUGCGCAUUGAUAUGACACUUUCACUCAUAUAAAGGAACUGUCUUAAAAGCAUCGUAACUCCUACAGCCCAUUGACUAAAUCAUGGUGCUGGAGUUUGUCUGGAAUCUCACUGUGGAAGUGCCUCUAGUGGCUGUCUGGUAGGUAGCCACUAGAGUUCAUUUUAACCAUUUAUUGUGAACAUUGCUAUAUCUACUAAACAGUAAUGUUUUAUAUUAAAGGGUUAAAACAAAAGGACCAAUGCACCCAGACCGCUGUAUUGAGAUGUUGUUCUUUGUGCCAUUGAUGGUCCUUUAGUACUGAACAGAGACUGCACCAGACUGCUACCACACACCAUAACCACUUAUAUGAGGUGAUAUGGUUAAAAUGCCUAGAGUGUCCCUUUAACAGCACAACUCCUUUUUAAACUGCCAAAUAAUUCUCAAACUCAAACGUGGCUUAGAUACACAAUCCUGUAAAUAGUACUACAUGGUGCAGGUGUCAGAUUUGUAACCAUCAUCACCCUGCCAUUUUGUAGACACUGCUCCAGCUCUGCAGUAAGCUUCUUACAUGCAUGGAUGUCCUCCCUUUCCCUCACAGCGUACACCUCUACUGAACACUUAAUGCCAUUGUGUGAAGGAAAAAGCUGGGGGCAUGGAUACCUUUCCCUUAUUGCCAUGGAAACCUAUUGCCAAGGUUUUGAGUUACUAUGAAGUGCCUUUCAUUUGUUAGACAUUUUCCUUUUGAAUUUGCAAUACGAAAACACCAUGUGCUAUUUAACCUUUACUGGGAUAACGUGAUCCACCCAUCACAGGCCUUCCAGUUAUGCAGUGUGUGCAGGGACAAGGCUGCUGGCUCCAGCAGGCUGUAAGCGGUUAAUGAACGUGGGUGCCUGUGCUGCUGUGAAAACAUUGACAAUGGUAAUAAUGUUUGAAAAAAGCUUGUGUGUAUGGGUAUAGUAUUUAUAGAGAGAUGUGUUGACCCUUUAUCUACAAAAAUAUCUCUAAAUGGGCAAAUGGUAAAUUUCCCCUCCCCACCGCUGUUGCAGAACUCCCAUGUUUCUUUUAUAGCUUGCAAUAUUUUAUGGAUUUUGUAGUUCUGCAACUGUAGGAUUUGCUUCCAAAGCACCCUUGAUCUAGACUGCGAGAUCUGUUGUGGUUUUUAGCAUCAUCCAAAGUACUCGGCUGGCUAAGAAUCAUGGGACUUUUAGUCCAAGAACAACUUACAUGGAACAGUUGUCUAAUUUCAGAGAUGAUUUAUUGUUAUAGUGUAAAGCUCUUGAAUCUUCUAGCAGAAGAGAUUUCACUGACUAAAACUACCUUUGUUUUUGUUAAUAUCCUGCGAUUGAAAACGAAAAUUCUUUUUAUCAACAAUUUUCACUUCCUUCCCUAUUUGGAAGUAUCCCCUUGUGACGGGAGGAGAUGAUUCCGCUGGUGCAAUGUAUUUUUCUUUCUUUUUAAGGUUAUCCGUUUUAAAAAGACAGUAUUGCAUGUGUUUGAAGGCCCAGCAGUAUUCUCGAUAUGUGACAGCCUUUCUUGCUGUCUAUAGCACAGAGCAAUAUGUCUACAGACAAGAUUGCUAGUGCAAUAUGCAGAUUAAACUCGUGUUACAAGCUAGAGGCACACAUUUUGAAGGUGACAAGCUGGCUUUACAGACCUGAAGACAAUGGUAGGCAUCUUGACUCCAGGGACCUUGAAGACUCGACGGCACAUACUGCCGCUCAUCAUACUUACACUACAUUAGGAUCGGAGAUCCUGACAAGUAUUCUGCUCUAUUAUAGUCACAAUUUUCAAUUUAACUUUAAAACUGUUUAGUGAAUAAACCCAUAAUGAUUUGGACUGUGGACAAUUUACUAAAUAGUUCAUCCACUUUUUCAUUAAUAAUUAAAACCCAUGGUUAGGAUACCAAUAUGGAAUGCUGUGCACUGUACAUAAAGGCUGCGUUCUAACAGGAGAAAAACGAGUUUAGCAAGUGUCUUGCGUAUGGCAGUCUGAAAACCAAAGAUUUGGGGAAGCCACAAAAUAGAGCAACCGUGGUUUCUAAAAUUCUCUCAGAGAGAGAAUCUGUGUUCUUUUCCAUCAAAAUACUUUAGUUUUUUCCUCCAAAUUUAUCUAUUUUUCCUUCUAAAAACAUGCAUGACUAUAUCCAUCUCUAAUUAUGGCAUUAUAAUAAAACAAUAAAGGUAUGUAUGUAAUUAAGUCAUGCAAAUUUUAAAAAAGGAGUAAUCACCACCAAUAUAUUGUCUGCUGAUUAAAAAAUCUGUACAUUUUGAUAACUCACCAUGGAAACCAAUAUAAUCAGCAGACACGUUAUAUUAAUGAUUAAACCUUUGCACUAUAUUUAAGACAACUUGCCUAUCCCACAUUGUCACCCCCAACCCCCUUCUGUCUAUAUGUUGAUUGACCAGAGUGAAGCACAGAACUAACAAUGAUUUAAAAGGAGCCAAAAUCUAGACUUUCAGGAUAGAGCUAAAUGUAGUAUUACUUUAAACGCUCACAAUUUGUAAACCUAAAGACAAGAUUCCAUGGAUAGUGACCGUUCACUUUCGUUGAAAUAUUUCAAAUAGGCUUAUUGGGUUUGUAAAACAAGUCAGUGUUUUGUGCGAGUGCAACAUUUAGAGGGACUUUGAAGACAGAAAUCUGUCGAAGACCCCCUAAAGCUGUCUGCGUCUGAACAGUAUUCCUUGGGGGACACAAUUAAAUUCAGUGCUUGUUCAGCAUCAUGUGGCUUCAAAGUGCACAGUUUGACCGUAAAAAUGAGUCUUACUGGAGAUGGCCUCAUGGGAUUUGUUGCAGCUAAGUAACUAUUCUUGUGGAAAGGCAGCAAGCGGAAGAGUGUGCAGUGUGUGGCACCAUUUUAACAUUUAUUUUUCUCUAUUAUUAAAAUAAAUGAGGAGCUUUUCCUGUUCGUGACAGUUAUUUCUUUAUCUGCAGCCAUAUGUCUCCAUAUUGGCUGUGAAUUGGAGAUCUAAAACAAUCUUAUGUAAUGAUUUUUUUUUUUUUUUUUGUAGAUCAUGCAUUCCUAUUCUGUUGAAAGAGGUAGUGGUUGUUGUCCUAGGAGAGAGUCAAACUGUUUUCGAAUGGUUUGAAGCUUGCUUGGGUCCUAUGUAAAAUCCAUUAUUAUCCCAUACCGAGUAUUGAACAUCUAUGUGCACAGCUCAUUCCAAAAUGUCAAAAAAUUAUAAAUUUUAUUUUUCAUUUCUUUUUUUCAGUGCUGAUAGAGGUAAAGGCAGAAUAGACAGAAACACUAAUUAAACUAUACACUACAAUCUGCAUAUUUGCUAGCACUUUGGCUGGUGCUGAUACAGAUAGAACACUUUGUUUACAAAUGCCUUUGUGUUAUUUUUGCAUGACGGUCUUGAGUACAUAUAGUGAUCUUACAGUUAGCUUCUUGUUUGUGUAUUGUAUGGCUUUCCCAUGAUCUGUAAUAGUUUAUCUAAAAGUUUCAAAGUCUAACAUCGCUCAUAGAGCAUGCUGCUGCAAAGUAUUCUGAUGUCUUUUAUUUACAUUUUCUGGUGUAGCUUUCUGUAUUUUCCUUGCAGCUUUUUGCUAUUCAUUAUUUGUCUUCUUGUGACAGGAAAACCAUAUCCUGGAAAGUGUGUAUGUAAUUGUUGCCUGUAGGUAUGUUGGAAAAUGUGUUGGCAUCUUAUCUGUUAAAUGAUUUGGAUUAUCCCACAACGUAUGUUUCGGAGUUUGGGGAUAGAUGUCAUUUAAAAUAAAUUAAUAAAUAAAUAUAUAUAUAUAUAUAUUUUAUUUUUUAACCUGUUUUAAGAUUUGCAAUUCCCUGAUUAAUUCCCAACGAAUCGUUCUUUAGUAAAAAAACCUGGUCAUUCAUUUCUAAUCGGUCAAUCCUAUUUAGACACAGUUAGCCUUUACUUACACAUAACUAGUCACACACAAACUGCUGAAGUAGUCCAAAUGAACAUUUUUGCUUUCCUUGUCAUUUUUCUCAGCUUCUCAUGGUUUACAUUGCAUUUGAAUGUUUAUAUUUUAUCCCCCCUCUUCCUUCCUCCAUACACCCUUAAACAUGGCUAGACUCCAAUGGCUAGACUCAUUCACUCACACUUGCUGUAGGCAAGUGGAAAUGUAACUCUUGAAAGGGAAUAUUGUAGUCCCAGUCUUAGUUAUUCACUAGCUGCCUUAUCGCCAGUGCUUCCUGUAAUAACAGCGGCAGUUUGUGCUUUCAGCCAAUGAGCUGGCCCACCCGGCUUGGUUUAGAGGAUCCUGCUGAAGUUCCAUGCUAGAUUUUCUGGCACCCAAAAGAAUCCAGAUAAGUUGUCAGAACCUUAUCAAACAGUUUAACUUAUGUUCAAACCAUCAUUUAGGUGGCUUGCCCCUUCUUGCCCUCCUUAAAAGGUAAGGAAAUAUAACUUAUUUCCACUAUUUUGGCAUUAACUUGUCGUCCCCUGAUCAAACUCCUUGGCUGACAUCAUCAGAAUUGAUGACUUCAGCCAAUCCAAUGCUUUCCAAUAUGAAAGAUUUGUGUUGGCUGAUGUCAUCAAAGUGACCGAGCCAAAUGCCGGCCUGGCCAUUCAUCAUCUACUCAGUGAGGAAAGUUGUCUCCAUGCAGAGGGUGGUGAUACUGAAUGGCACUCUCACUGUGCAGCAUUGCCUCAGGAAGCACCUCUAGCAGCCAUAUGAGGAGUGGCCAGUGGAGAUGUUCCUAGGCUGUAAUGUAAACACAGGCCUUUUUCUAAAAAAAAAAUAGUGUUCACUGCAAAAAUCAUGCAAGGACUGAUUAUAUUCACCAGAACAACUACAUUAAGCACUGUAACAAUUCUCACUGUAAUAAAUAAUCCUGAUAGUUGUAUGCUUAGCUGAAGAAUUCAGCUUCUGCCAUUAGCCUCAAUCAAUAUACCACAGCUGUGUCCAUGUAGUGUAAUCUGUGUGUGCACCCACGCUCUCUUGCAGUCAGUUCAUGCUAAGCAUUGUGGGAAAACCCACUGCAUAAAUAAAUCAUGAGUUGUAUAUCUCCUAUUUAAAUAUAAAUUUCCUGUCAUUUCAUGAAGGCAGAGUACAUUUUGACAUACCGUAAGAGGAUCUUUACAUUAUUUUUUUAAAGUGCAACAUAAUGGGGAUAAAUGAACAAAAGUCCUCAUGUAAUGUGUAAUCGAGUUUUAUUGGGACCAAGGACCAUUAUAUUUGCAUUAAAUUAGCUGUGGUUCCAUAUUGACGUGCAAACCAGGUUAUUACAUUUUGAUUUACUGGCAACAACCACCUGCAAUGCAUCAAUUUUCUUUGUAGGGGUUAAACUACAGUUGUGAUGUGGCUGCUGCAACCUGUAUAGAAUGUAACAAGCAUGGGGAUGAAUCUUAACGUGUAUCUCAUUGAAUUGUAAAAGAGACAAAGAGAUUACAAAUUGGCUGUGAUGGAGAACAGGGAGAUUUGCAGAGCUGUCAUCGAAUGUGUUUUACACGUUAGUGGUUUCUUCUGAAGUUCUGGUAACUGUAGUUUGAAGGCGUAAUCCAAGUUGUAUGACCAACCAUCAUAUUGCGGGUGCCUUGGACUACCUCUCCCAUGAUGCUCGGUGACCUGAUUCUAAAUUUGAUGAUUACAAUAAUUAUUUUCUUAAGAAGGGGGUCACAUUUUAAAAUGUAUUUAUUAAGUUUCAUAAUAUUGUUUAAAAUGAAAUGAUUGGUGGACGUUCAAUGAUGAGACUCGUGUGGAUUUCAAAAAAUGGAGUUUGUGGGUUGAAAGGGAAUCCCUGCUGGUCCCCUGGUGUGCAUUCACAGGUGCCACCAAAAAUUACAUAAGCAGUGAUAUUUCUCUUCAAUUCCCAGUUGCACAAAUGGGAAGGAGAUGUCAUUAGUCAAACCUAGAGCUAGAUUUGUUAACUGACGCAAUGGGAUUGGCUGGUUUUAAAGCAAAUCAAUCCCUGCACAGAGCAGAGACAUCUGCUACGUCUGUUAUUGAAACCUCGAUGGUGCCUGGUAUAUCUUCUUAUGCUUUACUGAACACCCAUGAGCAGUGCAAGGUAUUAUUAUUUAUUAGUAGUAGUCGUAUUUAUAUAGCGCCAACAUUGUCAGCAGCACUGCAAUUAUAGUAUGGGAAUAUUUAAAGGUUCUGAUCAUACAAUCAUGAAUGAAGACAUUUGUUGGCACCUACAUAACUUUCCACCUACCUUUUUUCAAGGAAGAAUGAGGAACUGGACUUUUAAUAUUGGACGUCAUUUGCCCUGGUGGGUGUUUUUUCUGCUCCUGUAAUGCAUUUAUUUAUUUUCAGUCCUGUACCAAAAAUGGACGUCUUGCAGCUCUUGGCUGCAUAAUUGAAACGUUAAGUUGCUUCCAUGUAGAGAGAGACUGCAAGACUUUAUUUAUUUUAUAGAUUGUUUUGUCGGCUGUUAGAAUUUGAAUCUGACGUUAAAUUGAUUCCCGUCCCCUUUCCUAUAGACUGCAAGUAUUUUUUUUUAUUUUUCUUUGCUGCUAAUGCAGUUAGAUGUGUGGAUGUAAAUGGAGUGGUGCGAUCAAUGUAACAUUCACAAGAUAUUUUAGUUCUUGUAAUACAUUGUAUAUGCAUUGCGUCAGUGGUUGUUGCCAUCUGAAACGGCAUCUGGCUUAAUGGAGCGAUGAGUCAUAUCUCUGCUGGUUACUUUAGAUUCUAAUAAGCUGAUCUCUGGAUACCUGCGUAAUGUUUUAGCGGAUGUUGUAAGUUCCUUGUGGCUCCAUGUAUGUCUAUGAUGGCCAAAUAGUAGAUCCCCAUGGUUAACUCCCAUGAUACAAGGCUCUCAAAAAAAUUGUUAGGCAAAAUCAGAUGCUGCUAAUGUUUGUUAGGCUAAAGUAUUUUGUUUUUUGUGUGUGGUUUUAUUUGCAGGAUUAGGCAAGUCCUGUACUGUAAACAGGUGACUUUCAUUAUUUUUAUUUCGAAAGUACCGGUAAAUGAAACUUCCUGUUUUUCUUACAUUUGUUUAAUAUUGCAAAACACCAUAUUUGAUGUUUGUGUAUAUAUAAAGCACCAUGUCCAAUAUGUGGGUCCGACUAGUAUUCAUUUGCCCCUUUUCUAUUUAUUGUUAGUUUUAUGUAAUUUUAUUCACCAAACUCUCUCAUUGCUCACUUUACUAAAUUCUCACAAGCAACUUUUACUCUGUGAUAUUUUCUGCCAUGUUUGUCUUCUGUCUGUCUUGUAUCCUUCUAUUUCUCCAUAAAUUUGUAUCAGUAAAAUGGAAUGCAGUGAUCAUUACAUGAGGUAUGAAAGGAGCCCCUGAUAUCUGAACGUACGUGUCUACACUACAGAAUGUUUUAAAUCUAUCUACUUGCUUUUUUAAUAUUCAUAAUGACACAAAUAUCUGGAUAUUUCAGGUGACCUAAUCUUUACCUUGCAGAAUGUAUGACAACAUGUCCACAAUGGUUUACCUAAAGGAAGACAAGUUGGAGAAACUCACCCAAGAUGAAAUUAUUUCAAAGACCAAGCAGGUGAUCCAAGGUUUGGAGGCCUUGAAGAACGAGCAUAAUUCCAUCCUUCAGAGCCUCCUGGAAACUCUGAAGUGCUUAAAGAAAGAUGAUGAGAGCAACUUGGUGGAAGAGAAGUCCAACAUGAUCCGCAAGUCUCUGGAAAUGCUGGAACUAGGACUGAGUGAAGCACAGGUACAUUUGUAACUUUGUGUAUUGGGAACAUGUAUAUCCGGGCUUGGGUUAUAGAACUUUACAUGGCUGUACUGAAGCCAAAAAAUGUGCGUCGAUGCCAAUUUUAAAAAAUUUUUUUUAUCACAGGUAAUGAUGGCAUUAUCAAACCAUCUGAACGCGGUGGAGUCUGAGAAACAGAAGCUGAGAGCUCAAGUGCGUCGGCUCUGCCAGGAAAAUCAGUGGCUGCGGGACGAGUUGGCCAGUACACAGCAGAAGCUGCAGAGGAGUGAGCAGUCUGUGGCCCAACUCGAAGAAGAGAAGAAACACCUAGAGUUUAUGAAUCAGCUGAAAAAAUAUGAUGAUGAUAUUUCUCCUUCAGUACGUAGAUUUUCCAUAUUUUAUGAUUCAUGUGUGUUCAUUUUUAUGACAGAUGUGUUCUAAGGCUGCAAGUAUCUCUUCUAUUAGGAUUUAUUGAGUUUUUUUUUUUUAAUGGGGAAGUGAAGUAAGUGUGAUCAAUAAAGAAUUUCAAUUUACAAUAAAUGGGACUGCACUCACUAAGUAGAAGGGUUUUCCAAAACGUAGCUGGCUACAUACCUUAUUAUUAUUAUUAUUAUUAUUAUUAUUAUUAUUAUUAUUUAAACUGAUGCAAUGUUUCGGUCCCAGUCAGCUUAAGAGGGGCCGUGACUGGGGCAGAAAUAGCUGUCAUUCGAUUUAACCCUUUGAGUGCCCAUGCAGCUUUUAGCCUUAUACGCUAUAAAGCAGAGGUGCCCAAAAGGUAGAUCCCCAUAUGUUUUAAAACUACAUCUUCCAUGAUCCUUUUUUUCCUAAUAUAAUUCUAAAAGCAUUGUGGGAAUUGUAGUUCUACAACAUAUGGGGAUCUAAGUUUUGGGCACCCCUGCUGUAAAGAAUUUUAGUGAGAGGAUGCUGCUAUAGUGUGGUUGAAGUGAAGGCUGAGGUUUAUUACCCUUCUAUCUCACUUUUUGUGGCAGUACUGUAACAUCUAAAAUAAAGAGAACAAUUGGCCAAUGCAAACACCUGUAAGGCUAAAAGUAAUUAUGCCAAAUAGUGCAUGUCUUUAUGAUGAAUUGAGCUGCUCAAAACUUAUUUCACUAAAAGUAUUAAAAAUUAUCUUGGGCUACCAAUAUAUUGUUUAUAUAGAUCAGUUCCUUUGUUAUGAUAUUGAGUAUUUUGGGUAGUUGGCAAUACUCCAUAUCCCAAGGGGUAGACAACCUUCUGCACUCCAGAUGUUGUGGCCUACAUCUCCCAUAAUCCUUCCUGGUAAAAUAUUUCAUAAAAUAAUCCUGUUAAAACCGUAAUGCUGGCAAAGCAUCAGGGAAGAUGGAGUCCACACCAUCUGGAGCUCUGAACGUCGCCUAACCCUGCCAUAGCACAUUAAUGACCUUAGCAGUGUGGGUAAGUCACUGCAAACUGGUUCUGAAUGGUGAGUGAUGUACUCCCUUCUCUUUAUCUUAUAUAUAGGGUGAGGUAGAGGCAAAAAAUGCCUACAAAAUUCAAAAUAUAAACCAAGAAAAAAAAUAGACAUGUACUGCAGAUACUGCACACUGAAGUCCCAACAGUGUAUAUACAACCAAAAAAGAAACACGUGUUAUGUGUGCACACCCAGGUGCUAUCACAAUUUAUUUGAGGACAAAGUUAAUGCAGCAAACGUUUCGAGCAGCAGCCCUUUCUCAAUGCUAAUGGCCCAUGUAGACAUUAGCAUUGAGAAAGGGCUGCUGCUCGAAACGUUUGCUGCAUUAAUUUUGUCCUCAAAUAAAUUGUGGUAGCACCUGGGUGUGCAAGCCGAUACUGGAUGCGCAGGACAACUGUUUGUUUUUUGGUUCUCUUUAUCUUAUAAGCAAACACUCACUUCUGGCUUUUUUUAUUUAUUAAAGGAAAACCACAACACAUUUAAAAAAAAAUUUUUUUUAUUUUUUUUAUUUUAACAAAAGAAUGAAAAUGACCUUGGUUAUGAUGGAUUAUUAAGUGGAACUUUGCACAUAUUUGUUUUUGUAAAAUGUAUCUGCUGGAAACCGUAAGACCCUUGUAGUUUUGUUUGAUACACACAAACAUGCUAACAAUCUGGUAUUAAAAGAACAGCAAUUCUAAGAAAUUAAAAUCUAUGAUCUUGGACGGUCACUGUGCUGCGUAAAAUGAGACUUCUGCCUCAUCUAGUGGAUCAGAUUAAUGGAUGUUGAAUGUGUUACUGUCGAUGAGAUUAGCAUUGGACCAUGCAUAGAGAGCGAGUGAGAGUGUGUGUGUAUUUGUGCAAUGUUUGGUAAUGGCGACAAGCUCCAAUCACCUACAGCCAAGGGAAAAGCCAGGCCACGGGAUGUUCCAAUCCUAGAAAUCAUCUCACAAUAGAAUUACAGUGGAAAAGGAGUUUUAUUUACACCAAAACCGAUAGCCGCACAGGUGGAGCCACAAAAUGUAGGAAAGAUAAUUAAGGACCUAUGGGUCGGAAAUCCAUUAGAAUGUUUUGUAGCUCCCUCAAUGUUUUUUUUUUGUUUGUUUAUCUGAUUUGGUGCUAUUAAAACUUUUACAUUUACUGCUUGAUAGUCCUUGGGCCUGCUUUCUGCAGUGCUUUGUGACCCAAUACAACAUUGACCUGUGUCGAGUUACUGGUAUUGUGAUAAUGCUGCAUUAACUAACUUGGUUUAAAUACGUUUGCUUCCUUUUGGCUGUUUUUGCAUUUGAAUAGCUGUAUAGAAGAUUAAAAUAUUCUGGGUAUUGACUCUGCUAAAUUGGAUCUUGCUUGCUGACUCUGCAUAGUUAAUGACAUUGUUAGCAAUGCUGAGCCAACAUUAGCAUGAGCAUCUUUCAGCAUUUUAAUGUACCCUUUUUUUUAUUUUAUUUUUAUAGGAUGACAAAGACAGUGAUUCUUCAAAGGAGCCGCUGGAUGAUCUGUUCCCUAAUGACGAUGAUGAUCAGGGUCCAGGAAGUAAGUGUUUUGCGCAUCAAACCGUUUUGUCUGUUUUCACCAUGAGUUAAAAGUGUACCAGCUAUCCAAAAAUGAUAUGGGUAUCGUUGAUGAGAAUUGCAUUCCGGUUUAGUUCCUUGACUUACCUGUUUAGGUAUGUGCACACUCUGCAGCUCCUUCUCACCUCUUGUCCUCAAGCUGUCUGGGGGUUCCUUCCUGUUUUUUUUAAUUUAUUUUAUUGGUGGUAUUCUUCAGAAUCCAGUUGUCAUUGUUUUAUAUUUUUGUUUGCAUGUAGAUACUGACAUUAGUCUUAAUUGUGGUGGGAACAAAGACCACAUUACGUAAAUUCGUUAAACUAUUUCUAGCUACACAUUUUGGUAAAAUUGGAACUUGGCCAUAGUUUAAUGAUAUAAAUAUCUUGGUACUUAUUGGAACAAAUCUAUUAUUUGUGUAGAGACUGCUAUAAAGGAUAAAUAGUAGUGGUGGGUGGUCCACCGUGUGAAGCAGAAAGGUUAACAAAAACCAGAGCAUUGUGACAUUUGGAUUAAGCGGCGUUAGUAACGUUACGAAGCUGUGAACAGGCUUAUGGUCGGAAGAGAGAAUUGGGGUCAGUUGUAGUGCAGAUUAAAAACUGUAGGGGGUGUGUACUGACUAAGGUUAGAAAUUAGUCAUCCAUGGGCUGGUUAGAUGAUAAGAUGACAUUUAAAUAAAGUAAGAUCAAGGAAAUGGAGAAAUGCCAAAAUAUUGGAAUAUUUCAAGACAUUUCCAUGAAUUUGAAUAGAGGUAUGAAGAAGAUUGACAGGAUAUUGCUAAUAUGUGCAGAGAGAUUUUCACCAGUUUAAUGUUAGUUGGGCUGUAGCUAUAAGACUCCCAUCAGUCAGGGAUGUUCUCUAUUUCUGUUAAAGAUCCAUCCAACUUGUGUGGUGGUAGUCUCAUGCAUACUAAGCACAUCUCUCCCCUCCUGUCCUGCUCUGGAGGGAACCUGAGCAAUGACAGUGCUGUACACUAUGAAAGUCACAAACCUCUAAACGGGGCUGUGAAUAGGCUUAUCUUUUGACAGAACAUUACUGCAUUAUGGAAAAUAAUUUAAUAAAAGAUCAUGUGUUGCAAUAAUAGAACAUAUGAAAUGUUUUAGAAUUUUUUUUUGUCUUGGGUGAGAGUAAGAGAUGCAACACACAAACAUACAGCGAGCACAUGCUCAUAUACACAUAACGUGCUGUACAAAAAAAAAAAUAUCUAUAUAUCUCACACGUGCUCCUCAAAAGUGGGUAGAAAUAUUUAAAAUAAAAACUACCGUUAUAGUACAAUAGAUUGUAAGAAGCUCCUUUUAAGUCUUCUUAAUAGAAAUGUGAGAAAUACAAUCUAAAAAACUCCAAGACUGCGCUGGAGGUUAAAAUGCACUCACAAGAUAAUAGAUUGCAGGCGUAUAAGUAAUCUUAAAGGUGGAAGGAGCUUGUUCAUCUUCUCUCUCGAUCUUAAAUCGGGGUUAAGAGAGAGACACAGACAUAGUGCACCAAUAUAAUAACUUGAUAAGUAUUUAUUUAGAUUGCAGUCACAGAAUCAAUAUGUAAAUCGAGCAUAUCACUAAACCAAUCCCUAGGGACCACGGACUUGGAUGGAAUCCGUUGGGGUCGGGAACAAGGUGUGAAGCAGCCAAAAAACAUACACAAAUAAUAAAAAAAAAAGUUUAAAAACUAAAGUGCUGAAUGAGUCUCUCCUCCCUAUGCGUUUCGUCCUGGGUCGGACUUCAUCAGGGGAAAUUGAAGAUGUCUUCAAUUGUCGGUGUCUCUCUCAUAACCCUUAUUUAAGGUCGAGAGAAGAUCAAGCUCCUUCCAUCUUUGAUGCCUUAUAUGCCUGCAAUCUUAUCUUGUGAGUGCGUAUUAGCCUCCAGCGCAGUCUUGGUGUUUUUAUAUACUGAACCGUUAUUUAUUUUUAUUUCUAGAUUGUAUUUAUUACACACACACAAGAUGCUGUCAGCACUGGCGUAUGUGAACAGACCGCACAGAGUCGGCACACACAUGCAUGAGCCCACAAACAUGGGGGAGGACAUGGGGCGAGACAUAAAACUCCAAAUGUUUGCACAAUUAAUUGUUGGAGUAUUUUUCUAGACAAGCUAUUUCGCACUCAGAUUUUUCUUUAUUGGUUGAAGGAACACUAUAGGGUCAGGAAAACAUAUGUAUGUUAACAACACUAUCCUCCUCGGCUGAAUGCGCACACGCGGCAAGAGCCGCGCGCGCAUUCAGCCAGUCUCAUAGGAAAGCAUUCUCAAUGCUUUCCCAUGGACUCUGGCGUCUUCUCACUGUGAAAAUCGCAGUGAAAAGCGCCUCUAGCGCUGUAUCCCUAGGCUGUAAUGUAAACACAGGCCUUUUGAUGUAAAUACGGAAGGGAAAUGAACUACAUUAAAGGGACACUCCAGGCACCUAGACCACUUCUGACCACUUCGGUCCCACUACCCUUAACCCUGCAAGUGUAAUUAUUGCAGCUUUCAUAAACUGCAAUAUUUACCUUGCAGGGUUAACUCCUCCUCUAGUGGCUGUCUACUAGACAGCCACUAGAGGGCACUUCCGCGUUUUUAGCACACGAAAAGUGUGCUAUAGCGUCGCUGGAUGUCCACACACUAUGUAAGGACCUCCUGCGUCGCUGAAAUCCUCAAUGCUUUCCUAUGGGGAUAGACAAAAAAUGGAGUUCUGAGCAUCAAGUAGGUAGUGCACACCCAGGUGCUACUGCAGUUUAUUAGAGUACACAAUAUAAACAAACGUUUCGGGCAACAAGCCCUUCCUCAGUGCUAAUGGGGAAGGGCUUGUUGCCCGAAAAGUUUGUUUAUAUUGUGUCCUCUAAUAAACUGCAGUAGCACCUGGGUGUGCACUACCUACUUGAUGCGCAGAACUCCAUUUUUUUUGUCUAUCUGCUUGUUACACUGUUGGAACUAAAGUAAGGAGACCCUGCAGCUCGGAUUUAACUGUUCAUUACUGUAUUCUUUAUCUUUGAUAAUCGGUGGGCAUCAUUGAUGACUCUGCCUCAUCCUAUGCAUAGUGCUUUACUAUGGGGAGGCUUAAUGCAAUGGUGCGCACGCGCAUUAGGUCUCCACCCCCCUCUCCCCCGCCGGCGGCAGCGCAUGCUCAAUAGGUCUCCCUCCCUGACCUAUUUUGUGUCAGGGCAAGUAGAAUGUCAGUGGCUACUGCACAGGGGUUUAUUGUAUAAGGGGGGGAAAAAAACACCCCACAAACCAGCAUUAGACUCUUGGAGGGUUUUUCUCUCUUGCCAGUGCAAGUACAGGAACUUUACAAACAUUCUAGGUAUUUUAAAAAUAUUUUUAUGUAUUUAAUUGGCAUGGAUUUAAAUGCAUUCUCUAUGUUAAGCAUUACAAAAAGUGAAAUAAUGUAAACCGCCGUUUCACGAAUAUCGCUGAUGUAGUCUUAAUCUCAUAAACUGAUAUUUGAUUUUCGUACAGUGCAACAACAACACAGUAGCGCUGCAGCUGCUGCCCAGCAAGGAGGAUAUGAAAUCCCUGCCAGACUAAGGACCCUGCAUAAUCUGGUGAUUCAGUAUGCCUCCCAGGGCAGGUACGAAGUUGCCGUGCCUCUCUGCAAGCAAGCUCUUGAAGACCUGGAGAAGACCUCUGGCCAUGAUCACCCUGAUGUCGCCACAAUGCUCAAUAUACUGGCUCUGGUCUACAGGUUGGUGUCGUUUUCUAAUCUGUUUGAAUGUUAAAUAGAUUAAUCCCAUCUAAAUGUUUUCCUUGUGUGACUAUGGAGCAUGUUAUCGUUGGUUUUGAAAGGGUACGUCUUGUUGGGCGUAUUUACAGGAAUUGACGGAAAAUUUACAUUGUCAUGAAUAGGACAAAUGUAUUUUACAGCACCAAGUUACAUGGAUCCUGUAUGCUUUGCUAGCCAAAUUAUCUGCGAUAGCGUUGAUUUGUUUCUUGUUCUUCAUACAGUCAAGAGUCGGGCAUCAUAAGUACUGCAUACCGAUGUAGUGUUAUGGUACUAUUAGGCUGCGGGUGUGUCCCUCUCUUGCUGGUCCAUAUUUUGAGCAAUUUGAUCAAAACUGGUCCGUGAGGACCCUUAGACCUUGCUCUCCCAUUCUGAUGUAAAUAUCAAUAAAGCAAUAUUUAGUUCAUAUUUGGAUGGUAAUGAUUGACUUAGUGUGACCUUGAAAUGAAGACUUUUAAUUUUCCCUUUGUUCUGAUCCAUUCCUCCCCUCCUGAAAUCACAAUCACUGUGGAAACAUGUUUUUUAUAUUAUUUUCUUAAUUUCUAGAGAAUAUAUUUUGAAUUGUAAAAUAAGCUUAACAUGUUUUUAUCAUCCAAAUUUUAUUUCAGGGAUCAGAAUAAAUAUAAGGAUGCCGCAAACCUACUAAAUGAUGCCUUGGCAAUCCGUGAGAAAACUUUGGGCAAAGAUCACCCAGCAGUAAGUAACUGGAGGAUACUUUCUUUACAAUGCCACGUGUAUCUGUUUGUUACAUUCUGCGCACCGUUUAAGUUUUAAUAUUAAACUCAACAGGCAAGGUUGCAUGUGAACUGGCUGUCGAGUAGAGGAGAAGGUAGGUCUUCUCAAAGCCCCCAAAGCUGGUUUACCAAUCACAACUUCUCUGCAUUGCAGCUUAGACUUGUCAUCCUUUUUAAAGCAGCAGUACUACCUGCAAUAUUUUAAGACGCAGAUACUAGCAGGAAAAUAUUUCUGUUCCACUGGUCUAGGACAACAUCCAUAUGUAUAUUGGUGUAUUAACUUCCUGUACAGCUAGCUUGUUUGGAAACACCUUAUUUCUAAUUUGAAGUAUUUUUGUACUAUACAUACAUACUAGAAAGAGUUUAAAGGAGAUUUGUUUUUUCAGGUUGAAUAAAUUAGUCAUGUAAAACGGGUAGAGGGAGCAGAUUGGUUGAAAAGUCUAUUUGCUAUGGCAGCAGAAAAAUCUUUAUUUUUAUUUUUUUUAUGUAAAACCUUUUUUGAAAUUAUUUUUGUUAUGUAUGUAAAUCAGAGGAGACGUCUGCUUCCUCUUUACUUUUAAUACACUGUUAAUAUUCAGUCCUAGCAACACCUUUAGAUGACGUCCCUAUUUUGCACUUUUUGUUAUAGACAAAUGUGUUUAUUCUUAAGCAAAAUUGUUUCCAUUGCACUAGAUUUUGUAACCUGUGAUGAAUAGAAUCAACAAGGCCUUGUUCCUUCUAAUUUUAAAUCAAGGUUAGGCAGCUCCAGCCUUGUUGUUUUUGUGACUCUGUCAUAGAUAGCAAUGUUGUGUAUUAACUAUUACUGCACAUGAGGGAUUUUUUUAAAUCUAUUGAUUAGCACAAUUGGAGUUUCAAGGCAUUUUGUCAUGAAGGGAUAUUGCAUUAAUAAGUGGCAGUUAGAGCUAAACUUUUCAUUCCAUUUUUCUUUUCCCCAUUUUUAAAACACAAAACUGAAUAACAGGAGACUUUACCUAGAGCAGGGAGCACUGCUGCUUUACAGGAUUCACUUGAAUUUCAUUCUUUUAAAAUAUAUGUAUUUUUGAAAUCAUUGCAUGCAAUAGCAAAACUCUUCUGAAAUUAUUUUAAUGUGAUUUUCUUACAAAUCUGCAUAGAUAUAUUUAAAGGAAAAUUAAAAACAAAAAUGACACCAUUCUCUGUAGAAUUCUUUAUGUCAAAGGUAAAUUCUGAAAACCGAAAUAGGAUUUUGUAUUUACUAUUUUAACAUCCAUGUGAUAUCAACUGGUGCCAGGUGUCUUUACAGAAGCCCAACAAGACUGCACAUAUAUGUUGUAAUUAAAGAAGGUGUUAGCACUAUUGUACAUGAAUCAACAUGACAAUGGAAACGGGCUACACCUAGAGUGUAAGGCUGACUGAAAGAAGGUUAAAAUGUUAGGACGCUUGGAUGGAAAAAAUAGCCUUUUUUUUAGUUCAGUUGUGGACGAUUUCAAAUUGUAAUGCUUCAAACAAUUAUUCUUACUACUCUGUAAGUUAGAACAUCUUUCCAUGUUUAAUCAUAUUCUUCAAUCCUCUGUAAUCUGAACACUUUAAAUUGUCAAUGUUUUACUGUUCCCUGAUUUGCAAAUUGUUUCCAAUAUGUAGACUUCGGGUUGGAUAAUAUGCAGCUUUCAAACUUCUUUGAUCUCCUCCUGUCAUUCUGAGAAGGGAGACGGUAUUGGUGGCUUACAGAUUGCAAAGACCGUCUCGCUCUUAUAGCAUGCAUACAUCGAUCCUAUUAGCACAUUUUAAAUGAACACUUGAUUUAAAAAUUGUGUUGCUAAAUCUUUUCUGUGCGGGUAUUCAGCUAUUUCUUUUCUUUGUUUAGGUUGCAGCCACCCUUAAUAACCUUGCAGUGCUUUAUGGAAAGAGAGGAAAAUACAGGGAAGCAGAGCCUUUGUGUAAAAGAGCUCUGGAGAUCCGGGAAAAGGUAAUUUUCUAAUAUGAAAUAACAACCAUUCAUUGCUAAUACACAAGGAGCGGUCCUACACCUUCAUUGGUUUCCGUUCACUGGCCAAUUUAUCCGUAAACCUGUUAAGUCAGUUCUGUGUGUCAGAAACAAUGACUUCAGAAUGAUUUACUGCGACAACAAAGAUUUUAAAGCAACUUAACGCUGUUCCUAUAACUCUGAUCCUGCUGUAUGUCUUCCAUACAAUUCUUAAUUAUUUUACUAUUGUUGCCUCCCUUGGUCAUCUGAAUGUAUAUGCAUUCUCUUGCAUUUCUGAUUUCUGGGUGUGAAAACUAGUGCAGUGAGUUAGGGUGGGGGUGCAGAAUUUUUGACUAUAAAACAGCCUACGGAUUAGUGUGUAUUUAUUUGGGUGGCUGAAAAGCUUGACUAUAAAGUGGGCCUGUCAUUUACAAAAUGUAUGACUAACAAGGCCAGCUUCAGGUGAGUAUACAGUAAUCCCUUGUGAAGAGCUUAGGCAUGUCCCUUUACAUUUUGAUGUGCAAGCUGUGUAUGAUGGAGCAGUGCGUCUAUAGAAUGAGCUUGUGAUAAAUGCACUGAUUGCAUACUAUAUCGACCUAAUACUUACUUCUGGCUAAUGAAAUACCUUUCUCUCCAACAACGGCCUGUGAUCAGAAUCCUCCACUUAGUUUUGUGAUUUUUUUAUUUUUUUAUUUUUUUUAAGUAAAACCACAAAUACUUAUGACAACUCUAGGUUAGCCAUUGCAAUGUACUCUAAAAUCUUUCUAAUGAUUGUAUUUAGUGAUGAUUCCUACAAAUAUGUAUUCCUAAUAUUACAGUUCCUUAUUAUUAUUAUUUUAUUUUUUAAAGAGAUAUCCCUUACCAAUAUUGAGUAAAAUCGUUUUACUCACGUUAGUUCCAUGCCCCUCCGGUCCUUCCACGGUUCCUUCUCUGGCUAAAAUCAUUAGUUUAUCUGUCAAUCCAUUGCUUCCUCAUAAGGUAACAUUAAAGGACCACUCUAGGCACCCAGACCACUUCAGCUUAAUGAAGUGGUCUGGGUGCCAGGUCCAGCUAGGGUUAACCCAUUUUUUCAUAAACAUAGCAGUUUCAGAGAAACUGCUAUGUUUAUGAAUGGGUUAAGCCUUCCCCCUAAUCCUCUAGUGGCUGUCUCAUUGACAGCCACUAGAGGCGCUUGCGUGCUUCUCACUGUGAUUUUUCACAGUGAGAGCACGCAAGCGUCCAUAGGAAAGCAUUAUGAAUGCUUUCCUAUGUGACCGGCUGAAGGCGCGCGCAGCUCUUGCCGCGCGUGCGCAUUCAGCCGACGGGGAGGAACGGAGGAGGAGAGCUCUCCACCCAGCGCUGGAAAAAGGUGGGGGCGGGAGGGGGACCCUGAGGGUGGGGGCACCCUCAGGGCACUAUAGUGCCAGGAAAACGAGUAUGUUUUCCUGGCACUAUAGUGGUCCUUUGAGGGACUAGAGUGCAUGUGCAGCUAUCAUUAUUCAUCUAUAGAGAUCCAUCAGUAUAUCUCUAUGGUGACUAUUUGGCAUCUUUAUGUAGAGUGUGACGACUCUAAUCAUCAGUCCUGCAUAGAUACAGUACUACAACAGGGUACCUCUAGUGGCUGCUGACUGACACACUAGAGGUGGUUUAAGGACAGAUAUAAACAUUACCUUUUCUCAGAAAAAGCAGUGUUUACAAUUGUUAGACAGCAGGGACAGAUUUGCUCUUGAACCACUACAUUAAAGGGACACUAUAGUCACCUGAACAACUUUAGCUUAAUGAAGCAGUUUUGGCGUAUAGAACAUGCCCCUGCAGCCUCACUGCUCAAUCCUCUGCCAUUUAGGAGUUAAAUCCCUUUGUUUAUGAACCUCCCUGCAUGUGACUUGCACAGCCUUCCAUGAACACUUCCUGUAAAGAGAGCCCUAUUUAGGCUUUCUUUAUUGCAAGUUCUGUUUAAUUAAGAUUUUCUUAUCCCCUGCUAUGUUAAUAGCUUGCUAGAACCUGCAAGAUCCUCCUGUAUGUGAUUAAAGUUCAGUUUACAGAUUGAGAUACGUUUAAGGUAAAUUACAUCUGUUUGAAAGUGAAACCAGUUUUUUUUUUUUUCAUGCAGGCUCUGUCAAUCAUAGCCAGGGGAGGUGUGGCUAGGGCUGCAUAAACAGAAACAAAGUGAUUUAACUCCUAAAUGACAGUGAAUUGAGCAGUGAAAUUGAAGGGGAAUGAUCUAUACACUAAAACUGCUUUAUUUAGCUAAAGUAAUUUAGGUGACUAUAGUGUUCCUUUAAGCCGUAUUGGUUCUGGUGCUUAUUUUCCCUUUAAAGGCUGUCUGAGUGUCCACAUACAUCGGUGCUAGCAACAUAUAGUGUUACUGAUAUGUGGUAUUUGUAAAAUGAAUUUUCUUACACAGGAUUUGACUAUAAAUCCAAUUUACUAGUAUUGCUUGGAAUGAAAGGGAGUGUAAAAGAGCUUGUAUGUAUAACUUUAAAUAUUUGCCAAUCUUAAAUACAGCUCAUAGAGCUUGGGGAAUGUUUUACUGUGAUGUUGAUCAGCAGUGAAGAUUUGUGAGUAUAGUCCAAAACGUCUAUUAUUUCAGGUUCUGGGGAAAGACCAUCCGGAUGUAGCCAAACAAUUAAACAAUUUGGCAUUAUUGUGCCAGAACCAGGGCAAGUAUGAGGAAGUGGAAUAUUAUUAUCAGAGGGCCCUGGAAAUCUACCAAACCAAACUGGGACCCGACGAUGCCAACGUGGCUAAAACAAAAAACAACCUGGUAAGUUUGGGACUUCCACAUAGUAGGGUACGAUUUUUCAUGUGUGCGUUCAGUAUGUAGAAUGACUUAUGUUUUUGUUUUACAGGCUUCCUGCUAUUUGAAACAAGGAAAGUUUAAGCAAGCGGAAACUUUGUAUAAGGAAAUCCUGACCCGUGCUCACGAAAGGGAGUUUGGCUCAGUGGACGGUAAGGAUCUCAGUUCAAAGCCUGGUUUAAAAGACCACACACGUUUUUCUGGUAUCCAUGCCAUUUCCAUUGAAAUACAUGUUCCAUCCUUGAAGGAAUUCUUGUUUUGAAGUUAACUUUGAGAUUAACGUGAAUCAUUUUACACUAUUACUCUUCAGUAACAUAUUCUAUUAUAAGGUUGUUUUUUGCCAGUGUUUGAAUCCUGUCCUAUUUUUUUCUUGUUUUCUAGAUGAAAACAAACCAAUCUGGAUGCACGCUGAAGAAAGGGAAAAAUUCAAGGUAAUAACAGAGUACCAAAAUAUUUAGUUCAACGGUAAAAUCAUGUUCCCAUACUCCUCUCCCUAAAUAACAUCAAUGUGUAACUUCUAAAAAUAUAUGGACCUAGUGGGUGCUGUGGCUCAAGUUAAAGGACCACUCUAGGCACCUAGACCACUUCAGCUUAAUGAAGUGGUCUGGGUGCCUGGUCCAGCUAGGGUUAACCCAUUUUUUCAUAAACAUAGCAGUUUCAGAGAAACUGCUAUGUUUAUGAAUGGGUUAAGCCUUCCCCCAAAGCCUCUAGCGGCUGUCUCAUUGACAGCCGCUAGAGGCGCUUGCGUGCUUAUAACUGUGAAAAUCACAGUGAGAGCAUGCAAGCGUCCAUAGGAAAGCAUUAUGAAUGCUUUCCUAUGCGACCGGCUGAAUGCGCGCGCGCGCAGCACUUGCUGCGCGUGUGCAUUCAGCCAAAGGGGAGGAUCGGAGGAGGAGAGCUCCCCGCCCAGCGCUGGAAAAAGGUAAGUUUUAACCCCUUUCCCCUUUCCAGAGCUGGGCGGGAGGGGGACCCUGAGGGUGGGGGCACCCUCAGGGCACUAUAGUGCCAGGAAAACUAGUAUGUUUUCCUGGCACUAUAGUGGUCCUUUAAGCUUGAAUAAGCUUAAAUGUCGCUGGUAUAUGAAAUCUGUAUGGUAUUUUACAUUAUUGGAUUUUUUUCUUCUUGAUCAGAAAUACUACUAAAGAAGAUGUAGUGACUUGCGUCUCAUGGAGUUUUAAAGUGGAAAGAUAACACUGAACUACAACUCGCAGAAACCCUUGAUUUUUACCCACAAUGCAUUGCUUUUUGGAUUAGCUCUAGGAUAUAGAAGGAUGAGUGGGCAUCAUGUUUAAGUGGUUACAACCAUGUUCACUACAGAAUCUGCAAAACCUGGGGAAAUGCAGCAAAAUCAAAUCAUAAUAAAUCAUAUUUUAAUUUUCUCUGCCAUGGUUAAUCAUCAUUACAUUAGGAAAUCCAUCACAAAACUGAAAUUAAAAUGGGAGCAAUAAGGGACUCUGUACUCCUCUCACUCAUCAGCUCAGUAAUUGGAUUGUCUAGGUUUUUAGUAUCAAAACGAGCCCUGACAUAGGUGGCGUCUCAUAAUCCCCUAUCACAACACAAUCAACAUAUACAUUUUAAUACCGCUUUGUAAGAGUGUAUAUUCAAGUUACUGCUGUUUAUCAGAGUUUCAUAUCAGAAAAUCAUUGAAAAUUUAUAAACCUUUUUUUUGAAUUUGUUUUAAUUUGUAUAUUAAUGUGUUUUUACAAGUGAAAAUCAAAACCGUGUAGCUGUUGUCCAUGGUUUACUUUGCUGCUUCCACUUAAUAUAUGUCACUUAGACUGUGGCCUUGUGUUUUAGGGAAAGCAAAAGGAUGGCACAUUUGGAGAGUACGGUGGCUGGUACAAGGCCUGCAAGGUUGAUAGGUAAGUGUACAAUAAUUUAUAUUUAACACGUAGAGCAGAACAUGUCCACUGUACAAAAAUAAGAGACGUUCUGUCACAUGGGUUUACCAUUGAGAGAUGACUUUGUAACCCCUCCUUGGUCCAUAUGCUAAUUGCAUGUGUUAUGAAAUGUAGAAGUGAUAAUAUUGUUUGCACGUACUUCACUUAUUUUAAAGUAAUUUUGCAAUGCAAAUUUUGAAAUUAAAGUGAGACACGCCAUCCUACGAUUAACAGUCCUAGUUGUUUUUGCUUUAAUAUGUGAGUGUAUCAUUCUCCCCUUCUUACACCUCUCUAUCCAGUCCGACAGUCACUACUACACUGAAGAACCUUGGAGCACUUUAUAGACGUCAGGGCAAGUUCGAAGCAGCAGAGACUUUAGAAGAGGCAGCAAUGAGGUCAAGAAAGCAGGCAAGUUGUGAUCUUUGUCGUGUUUGCACAUAAAUCCAUCAAUUUCCUUUAGUGCAUGUAUGGAAUAUUAAUUUUCCCUAAAUCAUUGUUUACCCCUCUUCAGCUGUUUAGACAGUAGAACUCUUUCUGUUUGGCCCCUUUCAUUUUAGAAAUCCCCAUGCAUGUCCCAUGGGUGUCUUAAACCACCCAACAUGUAUGAUGCGUUGAAGCACUAAAACAAAGCAGGCUUUUAAAAUAAAUCAUUUUGUAGAAAACUGAGAUUUUAAUAAUCACCAUGCAGUAGAUUCAGUUGUGUUCAUAAGUGAUAGUAGCUGUUUCCUUGUGUUAAAAAGCCACAUUGGUUGCUCCCAACUAAUUUGCUGUGAAAAUAAAAUGAGUUGCAAGUUACUAAAUGCCCCCACUAUAGUGCCCUGAGCAGUUAAAACCCCUUCAGCAGCUUACCUUAUUCCAGCGCUGGGCUCCCUUGGCGCUGGUGAACUAUCCUUCCCCGCAGACGUCAGCUCCCUCGUGCAAUCAGGCUGUCCUAUAGACGCUCUGCGUGAUGGACGCAUUAUAUGCCUCCAGCAUCGCAGAUGCUCCUCUAGUGGUUGUCCGGAAGACAGCCACUAGAGGCUGGACUAACCCCAAAUGUAAACAUAGCAGUUUCUCUGAAACUGCUAUGUUUGCAUCUGCGGGGUUAAAACCUGAGGGACAUUGCACCCAGACCACUUCAUUGAGCUUAAGUGGUCUGGGUGACUAGUGCCCCUUUAAUGUUGUCAAUGGUUAGCGGAGAGUGGAAAAUGUUAGCCCUGGUAUAAGGGUAUAUUUGACACUAACCCUGUGCAGGUAGGCAAAGCAUCAAAUUUAAGAAAUUGAGCGUACUGCGCUCUUAAUGGGUGUCAACUUUAGAAACAGAAGGACAUGGGGGAAAAUGCCUCAGUACCAAAAUAUUGCAACUGAGUUGCUUUAAAACCCUGCCUCUCUGCUGAAUAUUUUAUUUAACUUUCGUUGUUUUUGGUGAGGUUCUCUUUCAUUGCAUAUUGUGAAAUGUAGAUUCCAGUGUACUGAGCAUGUUUGUUAUGUUGAUUGUGUUGUCAUUUUGUUUCUGUAUAAACCCUCUCACCAUAGCUUCACCUCUAUCAUUUCAUUAUCACUGUGUGUCUUGCUGUACUAUUUUCUUCUUUCCUGCAAAUGGGUCUCAGGGACUUCUUCCUCCUUUACUUGUAACUAAAGGGUGCUGUCUCACAGGGACUAGACAAUGUCCACAAGCAAAGAGUGGCAGAAGUAUUAAAUGACCCCGAAAGCAUUGAAAAGCGAAGAAGCCGAGAGAGCCUGGACGUGGUAAAGUACGAGAGUGGCCCAGACGGAGGGGAGGAAGUGAGUAUGAGCGUUGAGUGGAAUGGGGUAAGUGCAGUACACAUGUUCUCAAUCUGUAACCAACCUUAAACUGCAUUAACACAAUUGGCAUGCCGUUUAAUCACCUUAUACAAUAAGAAAUCUCUUGCCUGACUCUUAAGUCUUUCACCACUUUUUAUCCGGCCUCUUUUCUGAAAGUCUUGCAGUGCUGAUUGAAUGUCUACUUUUUUGGCACUUUAUUAUUUUUAGUAUUUUAUGGUGUACUUUAGCUCUCUGUUUGAAAUCGUAUAUCUAUUUAAGUGAUAUAAGCAGCCCUUUGGAAGGCUUACACCCACACAGUCAACAAAACUCUUCCAACAUCACAGCAACUAUGCCAGGGCUGAUUGCUCUGAUCAUGGUGCUAGGAAGAUUCUUCUGCAGUCUGUCUGUUUAAAACCCCAGGCUUAUUAUUGUGUUAAAUGUCCAUCACCCAAAUUCUUCUGCCUCUCCCUUUAACUUUUGCCAUUCAGCUGUCUAAGUAUUUGUGUGGAGUGUUCAAGCACUGACUGUUCAAGUCGGCCCCUUGAUACUGCCGGAGGUGCCUACAUCAUAGCUUAGAUGACGAAUUGUGAAGCAGCUUUCGUUAAAUGAUUUCCAUAAUUAGCAAUCUGAAUGCUGGACACGUAAAAGAAAAUUCAAAGGAAUUUCAAAAGGGGAGUUUGCUGGUACAGCUUCUUAGCGACAUAACUACAGUAAGUUUUAGUAUUUAUGGUGUUAGGAGUGUCCCUUUACAAUUGUCAUGGAGCACUCUGUAUAUAAACAUUAUGGAUCUUAGAGAAUGAGUGUUAUUACAGUGAGAGGCCUGACCUUUGACAGGUAAUGAAUUGCUGGGAAAGAGAGGAUGGGGACAAUUGAAAGCUGAUCUGUUUGAAAUCAAAGGUGUAUUCUGAAUGGCUGCAUUGAGUGAUAUUGGAGCACACCCACACUGCACGAAUUGUGGGAUGCCUUCCUGGUCAUUUAGGCUUAAUUGCCGCUUUCCUUUUUGGCUGUCGUGUUCCUGAAGAAGGAAUAAUUAUCCGAUAUUUAAUUUCAAUUUCUUCAUUUUAUGUUGUUUUGGCAUAUGUAACACUUACAGUGCAUCUUAUUUAUGUAUGUCUUUUAUUAUUUUAAUAUAUAGUUUUAUAUAUAUUUUUUUUCUGUGAUGUCUCUUGUGACAAUUAAUCAGCACCUGUUAGACCUUCAUUCAAUUUCCUGUCCUCCGUUCUGUGAAAAUGAAAAGCAUGGGUCAUUCCCUAAUUUCUGCUAAUUUUGAACUGUGUACUGUGCUCUCCCCUUUAUUUCUGCUGGACUUUGCAUGUUGUGUAUUAAACUUUUUUUUUUUUUCUGUAAUGUUAUUUGAAAGAAGGGAUGGAUGUUAAUAAGCAUAGCAAAGGGUGUGGGAAGAGGAGUAGUUUUAUAUCAUUUUUGUUUUAUUGACUGUUGGGGAAAGUCUAGCAGUAUUUCUAGGUCUGUCAUUCACUCCCUAAUGAGUUUACUAUUCAUACUCCAGAUGUUAAUACAUACUUCCUACAAUUAUCAAAGUUGUUCUCGAACACCUGGAGAGCAGCUUGCCAGGAAUUUGUCACAUGGAUGCAAUAAAAAACCCCAAAAAUAACCAGUUUGUUUCUUCAUCUUUACUUCUCAAAUCCCAUAUUGUUAUGGAAUAAUUUAUUUUUUUUACUUUUUAUUUUUUUUUAUUUUAAAACUUGUAUGUGAAAAGUACCACAUUCCAUCUACUUUUUAUUCACAUUUAAUUUGCUUGUGACGUCAUCCUUUUGUACUUCUGUGGCCACGUGUAGUCCUCAGAUUGCCUGCGAGUUUUAGUAUUGAUGACCUUCUCCAUUUGGCCACCUCUCCUCCAUUGAGAAUGUGUCCGUUGCAAAAAAGGCAUGCUUUGUUUCAUUUAUCCAUCAUCCCUGCAUGGAUCGUGACAUAUUGCAUUUUAUUUAGUUCUAUUAACUAGGCACUUCAUGCUCAGGUUUCUUAGGCACAAUAGCUAAGUAAACGGGAUUUAAAAGCCUUGAGGAUUUAGUUUACAAUACACAAGGUCCGAACCUCUCCUACCUACUGAUUACAGGAUUAAAGUUGACUUCAGCAACUUUCCCUCAAGUGACAUUUUGCAAAGCCCUAGUGUUUGUAAACCGUAUGUUGCUUUGGUGGCCUGACACUGAAAAAUAAAGUCCCAGAAAUAAGGAAUGUUGCGGUGCUGCUCCUUCGCUGAAUACAUUUUAUUUCAGCGUGUAGUAAAGUGGGCCUGGCAGGGUUGCACUUACUGUGCUUGUCGGAGUCCUACGUUUUAAGUGGUGACACAUUGCCUGGUGCACUGAUGAUGUUGCACUGGAGGAGCAAUGUUGGUAUGCUCUCCUUACGGCUGCACUAUUGCGGUUUUAGGGGCCGGAGUAUUUGCUCAACAUUAAGUAGUGUAGAACAGAGGUAGCGCUAUUUUUUUAUCUAUAUAUUUAUUUAUUUUUUACAAUUAUUUUUUCUUUCUUCUUUAGAUAGCCAAUACUAAAGGGGUCUGUCUAAUCACCAUAACCACUACAGGCUGCUCUCGUGAUUAUCAUGCUUGCAGGCUACUAGCUCUAUCACCUAGCACCUCUUAGCUAAUUACUAGCAAUAUUAACAGUGCUAAUACAGAAAUUCUGUAUUAGAACUUCUAUAUCCGUAAUAUUGUGAGUUAUAGGCCAGGCCACGCCAAUAACCUGCUUGCACUUUAACCACUACAUCUGGUUAUGGUGCUCUGACUGCCCUUUUUAAUGCUAGCCAUUUCAAAACUAAGAAUAAAGUCUAAAGGUAGGGAAACAAAAACCUUGCUAUAGCUUAACUUUUAAUAUACCGUAUAUACUCGAGUAUAAGCCGAGUUUUUCGGCACAUUUUUUGUGCUGAAAAACCCCAACUCGGCUUAUACUCGAGUCAGUCUGUAUUAUGGCAAUUUAUAUUGCCAUAAUACAGACUAGGGGCUGGCAGAGCUGUUACUUACCUCUCCUGCAGCUCCUGCCAGCUCUCUCCUCCUCCGCGCCGGUCCGGUCAGCACCUCGGUCAGCUCCCAGUGUAAGUCUCGCGAGAGCCGCGGGGUCAUAGUGUGGCUCUCGCGAGACUUACAGUGUGAGCUGAGAGAAGAGCUGCACGGACCGGCGCGGAGGAGGAGGGAGCUGGCAGGAGCUGCAGGAGAGGUAAGUUACAGCUCUGCCAGCCCCCUCCUCCCCCCACUGAACUGCCAAUGCCACUGGACCACCAGGGAAGGAGAGCCCCCCUCCCUGCCAUGUAUCAAGCAGGGAGGGGGGACACAAAAUAAAUUAAUUAAUUAAUAAUAUAUAAAUAAAAAUAAUAAACAAAAUAAUAAUAUAACAAAAAUUUUUUAAAUAAUAUCAAUUAAUAAUAUAUAAAUAAUAAUAAAAAAAUAAUAUAACCAAAAAUUUUUUAUUUUUUUUUAUAAAAAUGCCCACCCCCCACCAAAGCUCUGCAACACAAACACACACUGCAUCACACACACACACACUGCAUCACACACACUGCACUCAUACACACACUGCAUCACACACACACACUGCAUUCAUACACACACACUGCAUCACACACACACACACUGCAUCACACACACUCACAUCACACACACACACUGCACUCACACACACACACUGCACUCAUACACACACACUGCACUCAUACUCAUACACACACACUGCACUCCAUACCACACACACACACUGCACUCAUACUCACACACACACACUGCACUCAUACACACACACACUGUACCCAUACACACACACACUGCACUCAUACACACACACACACACUGCACUCAUACACACAUACACUGCACCUCAUACCCAACAUACACACACUGCACUCCAUACCCACAUACACACACUGCACUCCAUACCCACAUACACACACUGCACUCCAUACACACCACUCCAUACCCACACACACUGCACUCAUACCCACACACACUGCACUCCAUACCCACACACACACUGCACUCAUACCCACACACACUGCACUCAUACCCACACACACUGCACUCAUACCCACAUACAAUGCUUUCGUUCACACACUGCAUUUACACACACUGCGCACUCUUACACACACACUGCACUCUUACACACACACUGCACUCUUACACACACACUGCACUCUUACACACACACUGCACUCUUACACACACACUGCACUCUACACACACACUGCACUCUUUAUACACACACACUGCACCUUAUACACACACACACUGCACUCAUACACACACACACUGCACUCAUACACACACUGCACUCAUACACACACACACUGCACUCAUACACACACACACUGCACUCAUACCCACAUACACACACUGCACUCAUACCCACAUACACACACUGCACUCAUACCCACAUACACACACUGCACUCAUACCCACAUACACUGCACUCGUACACACACUGCACUCGUACACACACUGCACUCGUACACACACUGCACUCUUACACACACACACUGCAUUCUUACACACACACUGCAUUCUUACACACACACUGCAUUCUUACACACACACACACACUGCAUUCAUACACACUGCACUCUUACACACACACACUGCAUUCUUACACACACACUGCAUUCAUACACACACACUGCACUCAUACACACACACUGCACUCAUACACACACACUGCACUCAUACACACACACUGCACUCAUACACACACACUGCACUCACACUAUACACACACACUGCACUCAUACACACACUGCAUUCAUACACACACUGCGCACUCAUACACACACACUGCACUCAUAUACACACUGCAUUUAUACACACACACUCAUACACACACUGCGCACUCAUACACACACUGUAAAUAAAUAUUCAAUUAAUAUAAUUUUUUUAGGAUCUAAUUUUAUUUAGAAAUUUACCAGAUGCUGCUGCAUUUCCCACCCUAGUCUUAUACUCGAGUCAAUAAGUUUUCCCAGUUUUUUGGGGUAAAAUUAGGGGCCUCGGCUUAUAUUCGGGUCGGCUUAUACUCGAGUAUAUAUGGUAAUAAAGUUUUAUUAAUGUUGGAUCAUAAAAUAUAUUACAAUGCAAUGAAAAAUAAUUGCUGAUAAAAUUGUGUUUGUGAAAAAACAGGGGGAAAUGUGCUUUUAAGGACAUUGUGAAUACACUUGGAGAAAUGUAGAAUAUAGAUUCAGUUUAUAGACCUGUGUUACUGAAAUAAAGUGUAAAUCACAACUACACCAGACAGUGACAUUCUUCCAGACUUUCUGGUAUUGGGUCGCUAGUAGACCCAGAAACUAUCUGGUUUAUACAUUUGAUAGUUUUUAUUAGCACAAUGUAUGGAUUAAAUAGUGGGACAUUCCUGGAAAAAGGCCGCUUCCCUAAAUCAAUAUAUUAGUGUUCCAUGUCCAUUUUAAACAUUUUGAUUAUUUUAUUGUCCCUGCAUGUGCUCGGGGAAAGGAAGUGCAUGUAAGCUUCAUUUUAACACAUCUUCCAUUAUUUUAUUUUUUUUGUACUGCUUACAAUCUUAUAGCUAUUUCUGUAGAACCAAUUUACUUUUUCUUUUAAUGAUUUGAUUUUAACAUUUGAUGGUACACAGUCUCUGUACAAAAGGUUCUACAACACAUGAAUAACAUACAUAUUUAAUGACAUUGCUAAUGUCAACCUCAGCUGCUGGAGGAUUAAUUUGCUGGUAAUCCUUAAUCCUGGUUUAUGUCUAAAGCAGGUGCUUAUUAAAAUCUGUUUUGAGCACUGAGAGUCCUAUCCGAGGCCUCCCAUUAGAGGUGAGGCAUAGUAAUAUUUAUGUAAAUAUUAAAAUGAGUGUAGUAUAUAUGCAUACAUAAUGAUGGCAGGUACCUGUAAUUCUGAAAUGUAAAAAUAAUAUAAAGAAAACAAAACACUAAGCAGACUGAAAGGACCUCAAGUGCCCAACAGAGCCAGGCAGGUUUUAAACCAUGCAUAAAUGGCUUGACAGCUUCCAUUUCUAUUUACUUAUUCAUUUUUUGUAGCGUCUUCCCUUGUAGAACGUUAGAAUUUUACCAUUGUAAAUCCAAUCAGUAGACCGUCAUAAAUUAACAUAGACCACCAUUUCUCAGUUACAAACUAGCUAAUCAAGUUGGUGGGAUUAAUAAAAUACCAACAUAAUCAGUUAUAGGAGCAGGAUUUAGUAAGUGCCACAAGUUUUCAGUAAGAAGGGCUUAUAUUCUAGACGCAAAAGUGGAGUGAUAAGUACAUUCCAAAAACUAAAGCAUAAAACGAAUCAGAGGCAGUUGUUUAUCAACUGUAGAACCUUUGGCAGCUGAUGUGUUUUAAAUCUCGUAACAUUCCUUCCCAUCUUUAUUGUAUCCAUCGUACAAAUCUAUCCUGCUCUUUCCUGACCUUUCUUAUUCUGCUUCGUAGCGUUACUUGUAACUAGAUUACCGUAGUUCCCUGAAGUAGUUUAGAUGUCCAAUUCUGCCACUGGAUCAGAAGUUAAAGCUGUGUUAAAACUUUUUGCUUUUCUCAAUUCAGAAAAUUAAAAAUUUCUUGCAAAAGAUGUAUUUAUGGGUGGCCUAGGAAUACUGUAGCUCAAAUGUUCAAAACUGAAAACUGUUGAUUAAUUUUCCAACAGUUUCAUAGAGAUAUCUUUUUCUCUCUCCCUCUUUCUCUCUCUCUCUCUGUCCGGCAGGCCUAGAUGCCUUGUGUGAAUCUAACUCUGUGUUUUGCAUGACGAGUGUCAACCAUCUAGAGCUUUAACCUCUGUCUCCAGUACUGAGCACUGUGCCCUAAACACUCCUUUUAGGAAACUUCUUCAAGCUAUCAUGCACUUCCCUGUAAAUUGAUCAUUUCGUCCGCGCUGAUACUCUUCCACCUGACUUUUUUUCUUUCCUUUUUUUUUCUUGUUUUUUUUGUUUGUUUUUUUAAGUAGUGUACAUCAGUGGCUUUGCCAAUCUGUAAUCUAGCUAUAAAGAAAUGUAAUCUGUUCAUUAAACUGUGUGUACAUUCUAUUAAGUCACUAAACGCAUAGGAGAGAACUUAUAAGCUAGUUGCUCUCUGCGGAAGGUCAAUAAGAUCUGAAGGUCCAUAAUGGCAUGAUCAGGACCUCUGCACAGAAAUUAUUCACUGUAGAGUCAAGGCAUGUGCUUAAAACAUCCAUGGAGAGACCCUUUAUUUGGAUACCAUCAAUAUGGAUUUAUGGAUCUCUGCAAUUAAUUUUAAUUGGCACAAGAGCGAAUACAGUCUUAGUGUGACCCUUUUUUGGCAGUUGUGCUUCUUACUAAUCUUUAAGUGUUUGGUGAUAUGUGUAAAAUGUCUUUCUAACUUCUAAUAAACUAUCUCCAACUGACCAAUGACUGUGUCUCGUUUCUGCUUGUUGGACUUUAAUGCUUGCGUGUCCAUUCAUUGAUACUCUAGAGCAGCGAUUCCCACAUUUUUAUUCGUUAUAAAGUUCUCAAGUGGUAUGAUCUUUGGGCCAGUUAAAACACAUGAUUUAAUUUUAAAUAAUCAUUUUUUGGUUAACAAAUUUCCUAAAUGGGAGCACAGCUCUAGUGUAGACGACCAUAUUCAUCUUUCUAACAAGUCUUUCUCUUUCAAAGUUUAGAGAAAAUGUUACCGUAGCAUGGUUGGACAACACCACCUUCCAGCUUUUACCACUUUACAGCAUGUCGUCAGGAUGAUGCAGUUUGUGGGUCAACACCUGGAUUACUGCACAUCCAGUCCAAGUAUUUGGGGUCUAGCAAGGUGUUGUCACAGAAUACAAAUGUUUUAUAGAUGAGAAAACACAUAAUCAAAUAAAACUAAAACCCGUCUGUGUGUCUGGUUUCCCCAAAUAAAGUUUAGCAACUGCAGCCCUUUCCAGAGGGAAGUUACAAGUUAGGCGGUGCAGUGUUGUCCCUCCAUGUAGAAUAGUAGUUUCAUGGCAAACUAUAAAUUUUUAGUCUUCCAGGUUAUUUUAUAAUCCCACAAGCGCAAUGUUUGUGUUGGUGAAUUACACAGGAGUGGGCAGCCACUACCAGGUUUUUCACAAAGCGUGAAUUUCCCCAUUUUUGGCAACUCUAGCUGAGUUGGAAACCUUCUAUGAGUCAUUUAGACUAUUUUGGUCAAAAGUUUAAAUUCCUUUUGAAUUCUUGACUAUUUUCACUUUAAUAAAUAACCUAAACCCUGUAAGCUUCAAUUACUAAAAUCUAAAUUAUCAGGGAUUACAAUAAUAAUUCAAAGUGAAUAGCAAAUUUUAGACCAAAGUAACCCAAACCCAUAAUGGACUUAGAGAAUUUUUCAAUUUCAGCUAUUUUGGUCUUAAAGGGUUACUCCAAGGAUCUUGAUUUAAAGUGGUCAUGGUGCCUGGAAUCUGUAUGUGCAGUGUUUUACUUUGAAAUGCUGCACAUACGGGGUGUUAACCAUUCUGCGGCCGGAGGAGAAACUUCACCUCUAUCAGCGUCACUGGGUCAUCAUCAUCCAGCCUAGAACAAGAGUUCCGGGCUUGGUAUUGUCAAUUCUGAGCAUAUUUUUAUGCACAGAAGCUCAUUCGUUGGAUGUUAGUGGUCAGCUGAUGCACUCAACCAAUGAAUGAGAGUCUGAAACUGCAUCCGGGUUCUGCAGCUCUUCAGAAGCCAUAUAUAUCGUAAGCCAGCACCACAGGAGACCAGACGGCUGGCAGGGACAAAGCAAAGCUUUACAGUUACCAGGGAAUGGAGCCAGAGUACUCCUGUCAUCAUAACCACUUCAGUUGGUCAUGGUGGUUAUGAUCCUUGGAGUAAACUUUCAAAUUGUAAAUGAAUUCCAGGCAAUUAACAAUUUAGUAAUUAAAACAAACAAAAUCCUGUAAGAGUCUUGGACCUUGAAAUUAAAGUGAAUUAUUGUCUGGGAGUAAAGGGUUAUGUUAACUGUACAAUGGUCUACAUUGAAAUCCGCUUCUCAUCAGCGCUAACUGCAACAUGGAAGGUAAAGCAUUUAAUUUUACCUAAUAUUACAAAUGUAUGUUUCAUUUCACCUUUACAUGAGCCUUUUCUCAUGUGGAAGUCCCUGCCCAUGGGUCUAAUAUUUAAAACAGGGUUACCCAAAUGGUAGAUUCCCGGUUGUUAUGAACUUUCAUCUUCCGUGAUGCUUCUAGAGCAUCAUGGGAUUUGUAGUUCUGCAACAGCUUGGGAAACUACCUUUUGAGCACCCCUGAUUUUAAAGAGAUAUUAGGAUGCAACGGUGUUAAAAAUUCUCUGUCCUCUCUGCCUUAGAAUGUAUAAACAACGAAACACUCUUAAAGUAGUAAGUUGUGUUUAUCAUGUUCACUUGUCUCGCACGGUAUAUGGAUGUGGUACAUUUUUUUAAACUAAUCCUCCAGCCAGUUUAUCCACAAGAUGAAAACAAACUAAAAUCUAAAAAAAAUGGUUUUCAAUAUUGGAUAAAAUACUGUAGAAUACAGCCAUUUUUUUUUCUUCUUCCCCAUCAAAGCCUGGUUACAAAAAUCAAUUGGGCCCUUUUUUUAACAGUGUGAAAUUUUAGACUUGUAUAAUAAAAACUGACUUUUCAUGCCUGUUAACCUUUUAUUUUUAGGAUGGCACUGGAUCUUUAAAGAGGAGUGGUUCCUUUAGCAAGCUCCGCGCUUCAAUUAGGCGCAGCAGCGAGAAACUGGUUAGGAAGUUGAAAGGAGGAAGUUCACGAGAUGGUGAACCAAAGAAUCCUGGGUAAUUAUCCAUUGCUGGCUGGCUUUCAGUGCCCCUGCCAAAAUGUAGCUUUGCACUGUGAUGUAAGGAGAUGAUGUCUUAAUGAAAUGUGGAUAAAGUAUUCAGGGUCUAAGGGCAUUCUAUCAUUAAUUCACAAGAUCAUUUCUUGCUCUUUUUACUAUACUGUGUGAGACAGAUGUUCCUUGCUUUAAUCUAUGUGGGGGAAAAAAAUGUGCAGAGCAGGCUCUCUUCAACCUCUGUAUACCAUCUAAUUAGCAGAAAUUGUUCACAUUACGUCUUCCAUUCUAAAUAAAGCUCCCCCCCCCCCCUUUUUUUUUUUUUGCCUGUUUUUAUUAUCACAUAAUUAUAGAUCAGAGUGGUUGCAUUUACCAUUCCUUUGUGAUUUCAGCACCAUCACUGAGUCCAUCUGUUGGUGGGUUAAAGUUUCUCCGUUACCUGGAUGAACGAAAUAAUCUAUUGUGAAAUUUAAUUGCUUUUUGUUGUUUGUGUUUUUUGUUUUUUUUGUUUUUUUUUAAAUCUGCCUUUUUAUUUGAGCAUAUAAUAUAGUGGUUCUUAAGCAUUCUGCCUAGAUCAAGCUGUCUAAUACAACAACAAAAAGUGAAUAGACAUGAAAUUAUCUACUUAUUCCAAAAGUUUAAAAUUAGAAUUUGGGUCCGUUAUGCUUCUGUAUGGUCAAAUUCAGCUGCACACAACCCCAAAAACAUUUAUUUAUUCAUUUAUUUUUUUAAAUCUGAAAGGCCUCCUGGCACCAUUUAGAACCACUCGUUUAACCUAUUGUUGCAAGAAUCGAUGCACAGAUUCCUUAAACGAUUUACCUAAUAAGUUUGUUCUUCCUGGGGGAUUCAUUUUUCCCUUUGCUUAUACGUAUAAUUUCCUGCACCACUGUAUAUUGUCUUUUUGCUCCUGCAAGGGAAUGAUGUCCUCAAUUUGAAAUGGCCUAGGCUCAGUUGAGCUUUAGAUAUUAAUUAUAUUGUUGUGAGUUCCAAAAAUGCUCUUUUGUAGGCGACACUUAGACUUUUGCUAAAUCAUGGGUAUAUGCCAUAGAGGUGAUUGAAUAUCAGAAUAUCACAGAGAGAUAAUCACUGGGGAUGGAGCUGGUGAUUGGCACAUUAAAGAUCAGUGAACCAUUUUCAUGGAUAAUGUUUAAAAAUUCCUAAAAUUUUGUGUUUCAGCUGGUUUCCUUUUCUGCACAUAUACUAUAUAUAUAGUAUAAUUCUUAUAUGUAAAGUUUACCUUUUAGUACACCCUGUCUUUUACUAUUGCUUUAAAUUGCACAGAUACCGCAAGGAUAUUGCCCUCAAGCCAUUGCAGCAGCCAUUUUGGUUUUUUGGCGUGUUGCUAAUUUGUUAUAUGAUGCUGCUGUUGCGAUUAGCACGAGAACCAACCUGUACCUCUGAUAAGCCAACCUUUUUUUUUUAAAACUUUUGUCGUUCUCAGUAAAUAUUGUACAGCUGAGGAAAAAUGUGGGAAGAAUUGCACAAAUACUUGAUGAAAUUGUUAAUAAAUGAACUAAGGUUAAACUAGCAUUCAUUGCUUUUAUAUUUUUAAAAGUUUUUUUAUUUUUUAUUUCCUAAUGCCAAGUGGUAACUGCGUGUGCCAAAUGGUAACGCCACAGAAUGUCUAUUGUCAAUGCUUAUUCUAAUGAUUGUAUUACGUUUGUGCUGUUUAACGUGCUAAUUUUUGCUAACCUUCCUUUGUGUGCCUGCUUUAUGUCCACAGGCCUGCUCUCUGCUUGGUCCUGAUACUAAUGCAGACUGUCAUCUGCAAGUCCUUUUUUCCCCUAUUACUGCUUCUCAGUCCUGUUCAUAACACGUUUGCAAAUAAUUUCAGCGUGUUUUUGUUAUGUGACGCAAACUCUUUCCAGUUUAAGAAUUUACUUGGAUUAUUACAUUUAAAUAAAAGACACAUUAUCCUGGUACUUCCAUUAAAUAAUUUCCAAAGCAGGAAAGAACAGUUUGAUACCAGGAGAAUUGCCAGCAAUUUAGAACGUCUUAGGUAUAUCUAUAUAUAGUCCCAAGUAAAAAGGGUGGAGGAGGUGCCCCUAAAUUUGAAUAGGUCAACCAGAAAGGGGGGGGGGGGGAUUGUUAACCCCCAAACAGACCAUGCUGCCUGUCAUGAUUAGGGAAUAAUAAUGCACAUUAGGUGAAGACCAACAUUCUGCUUGCUUUUCAAGUAAUGUGUUGCAAAGAAAAGUCAACAGUGUUCUAAAUAUUUACUUUUUAAUUUAUAUAAAAUUUCUUACAAUUGCUUUCAGUUCAGCUAGAGACAAUGUGCAGUUAAAGGGUUACACCAACCCUUAUUAAUAUGUUUAACCUAUUGGGUAUUAUUCUGUAGGUUCCCCCACACCCCGAAUCGAUUAAAAAUAGUUUUGAAAGAAGUUCUACUUGCCUUUAUCCAACGCUGGUGUUCUGUCACAUUCCGCUUCCUAUCAGAAUGUGUUUCCCUCACAGCACGGUAAUCAUCGGAACUCCUUCUUGGUGUCUGAAAAGGCUGCUCAACAAGGUUCUGCAAGGUAAGUAAUGUUACUGUCACAUAUAGUUAGGGGCUCCACUGCAGCACUUGGGACAUUUAGGGUUAGGAAGUAAAUAUUAUUUAGCCUCUCUUAAUAUAUAAUAAUUGUAAAUGUAUUCAUUUAUUUUUCUUAGGUGUCCGUAACCUGUAAAUAAAAAUUGACUCCCUAACUCUAACCCUAAUUUUAACCAACUCCUUAACCUUAAUGUCCCAGUGUUGCACUGAAGUCCCCAAUACUAAGCUAAGAGUGACAGUAACUUUACUCACCUUGCAGGACCUCGCCGAGCAGCAUUUUUAGACCAAGGGAUUCUGAGGGUAGAGGAGUUCCAAUGAUUGCCAAGCUGUGAGGAGAAACACAUUCUGAUAGGACACUGAAUGUGACAGAGCGUAGCUCCUGGUGCUUUUUUCAACGCUCACAUCUUACAUAAUCUGCAGCAGCGAGCGAAAGAGAAGCCUUUCAUAGGCCUACUUAGCUGGUUCAGAGUGCAUGCGCAUCAUCUGUUCCGGGGAGGGGAUAAAAAAAAAAAAAACACGGCGAUAAGGAGGUGGGAGGGGACACACAAGACCCCCCAUGCAGGCUCUGCAAGAAUCACAUUGUUUGUCGCCAGCGUGCAGUGCGUGCUGACAAAAGAUGUAUUUUAUACAAAGAAUUGACAUUGGCAUCCCAGAACUGAGUUUUUGGCUGCCAAUGCUACGUGUGCUAUGGGUGCAACUUGCCUCUGGAUGUGCAGGGUUUCAGUUUGAAAUCCUACACAUUCAGAGUCUUGCCACUAUGACCACUUCAAAGAAGUGGUCAUGGUGGUUAGAGUAACACUGCAAUGAGACUCUUUGUUUGUACUAUAUAAUGCAGUAUCCCCCGGUUAUUAUCAUUGCCACUACAUUUCAUAUUUGGAACAUCUAAGGAGGAGCCCUGUUCUCCGAACAUCGAGUCAGUGAGUGGUCAACAGGCUUGGAAUACCUCAGCCAAAAACCAGGUGUGACGGUGUGCAGCUGUUCUGGCUGAAGUUAUUUAAGUUGGUUGUCUGCUCACUGAGUACACCCCAGCCUGAGCGGAAUUUACUAAAGCAGUGAGAAGGGGACAGCGAUUUGUUUUAGUGGAUGCUUCUUCUAUAACGGUCAGAUGGCCGUUAAUGGAGACCUCCUGUCCCAUAGCAACAGUGGAUUUAGGUAUCAAAGUGCGACCCUUAGAGAGAUUAUAUUACUUUACUAUGCAAUAUCUAGAUAAUUCUGAAAGUUUGUAACAUUGUGACCAUUAACCAGUUUCAGAAUGCUGAUUUAUGAUAACCAAUAUACAAAAACAACCUAUAAUAAUGUAAAGGUUCUUAUUGGAAAUCAGGGCUGCCGCCUUUUCCUUCUUUUUUCCUUCUCUGUGAUGAAGUGGAGACAUUAACCCUUUGUAGCUGUGCGUUCAGACCUACCGUGAUUCUCAUUGGUUUGUCCUUGCAUGUUCACUGUCUCGGAAUGCAGCAUGAAGCGCGCCAGCUCUCUGAAUGUACUUAACACGGGUGGCAAGGCUACUGAAGAUCUCGUGCAAGUAAGAAGCACUACUAUAUACUUACACCAUCCAUUAGUAGUACUGUGCAUGGGGCAGUGAUAUACAUGGAUAGAGAAUGUAGGGGUAAGGGCUGGGAUAUUUCAAUCAAUCUAGAACCCAUGUAGAGGGCAGUCCUUUAAUUAAAUCACUGGCUUCCUCUGCCAUGAAGGGGAAUACAUCAAAGAUAAUGUUCCCAUUUGCAGUAUGUAUUUACUAAAAGAUUUCAAUCUGUUAAUCCUGCUUUACUGAACACUGUCUUGUGCCCUCGUACUAACCCAAUCACAAACUAACAACAUUUAAUCCACCGUCUAACGAUACUGAAUAAAUCCUUAUCAGUGAUAACAGAUUUUUUUAUCACCUUUUUUACUAGUUUUUAGAUGUGCCUAAAGCUCACAAAACAGUCAAACAGUAAUGUUUUGAUCCUUAAAAUAUUUAAAACUAUUUGCCCACCCAAUAUGCAGUAAAAUGCUCGUUGUAGACCUGCUCUACAGUAGUUAGGAUUCUUUAUGACGAUCAUAAAUGGUAACCAUGACAACAGUUCUAUUUUAUGCACUGUGGGAAAGCCAUUGUAGUAAAUGUAGGCUGGGAUGUCAGUGAUAGUGUUUGCAGGGGUUUAUAUAAUUUUAGAGAAGUCAGUUGGAAAAGCAGUAAUUCUCUAUAAGGCAGCCAUAGUUCCCUACAAUGAAAGUUAAAACGUGCACUUCUAUAAAAUAUUCUAACAAUGCUUCUCAUAUUUGUUCAAAGUGGACAAUUUGUUUAGCUAAUCCAAUAUUAAAGUAUAUUAAAUGUGUAUACAACAUACACCUCUGAGUAUAUGGAACAGCAGUUUUUCUUCUUGAUGCCUUUUUCCUGAUAUUCAGAUUUAAUAGAAUUUAAAGUAUACUUCAUUUAUUUCCCCCCUCAGUUGUCUUUAGAUAUUUUAUUAUAAAAUUACAAUUUAUUCUCAAGUUAAUGAAACAUAUCCAGCAUUAGGACAGGGUAUAAUUGUAAUGUUUCUUUCACUAAAUAAGUUUUCCCCCACUUUUAUUUCCCCAUUCUAGAAAGUUGGCAUGUUUUGGGACCAGGCUCUGUAAAUGUAGGUCUAGCAUAAGCAAAGAGAAUGUUGUAUAGUAUAGACUCAUGUGACCGAAGCAAUUUGUAAAUUAUGUAAAUGCACUCCCACUUUAAAAAAGUAGUAAUUGUUUUUCAAAUUUUUUUUUCUUCUACACAGGAGCGAAAUAAUUGUCUGACAGACUUGAGAAGUCUCAGUGCCAGUCACACUGACUUGGCACAUUAAGAUUCACACGGAGACGCUAGCUAAAUUUCCUUUGAAUGACGACGCACUGAGACAGCCCUAACCUGUGCUUCCUCCCCUACCUGCAUAUGGAGGUUAUGCCUGUUUGAUAAUGGACUGCCCUUUUUACUUUUCUAAAGGAAAGAGAACUAGACUUUUUUUUUUAAAAAUUAGUGUAAUUAGAGUUUUAUUUCUUUUUAAAAGGAAUAUUUUAUUUAUAGGUGUGUGUAUAUAAAUUGCUUAUUGCACUGUGGUCUGUAGAAAUCUAUAAUAUAUACCGUACCCAAUAAUUGGUAACUGUUACAACAGCCAAACACUAGGUAGAAAACACAUAACCUCCAAUUUCUCUUCAUCUCAAUGAUAUCCAUCAUGUGCAACUAGUGACCCUGUCACUCAGUGAGCUGAUUUGUAAAGCAACAAUGAAGAAAAUAUAAAAAAAAAAAGUAGUUUUCUAGAAAAUGUGUUGGGUUUUUAUUUUGGGUAAAGGGGAAUUGUAAUUUCUCUGGAUUUGUAUUUCCUUAUCCUCGAAAUUUAAUAAAUAUGUUUUGUAAGGCGUGCAACUAAAUGUAGAGUUCCACACCUCUAUCCUACAACUGGAGGCUGCCAUCUUAGCUCCCUGUCCUGUCAAUCAUUGUUAUAAACUAUGUCCUUUUCACCUGGCAGUCAGCAUAGAUAGCAUACAGAGAACAGGAGAAAUUAAACAAUAUUACUAUUUUCAUCUAUUCUCAACCUUCGUGGUGUGUGUGCCCUGCUUGGCCUGAAUUGGGUGGGAUGCUGUUUUCUAAAUCUCUAAAUCUAAAAGUACUUUAUUUAAAAUGUGGAGCAUCCCAUGGGAGGAAAUAAAGGUUACCAUUACUUACUGAUGAGUUGAAUGCUAUUCAAUGGUGUAAAUUACAGAGAAGUGACAGGUCUCCUUUAACUCUUGUGAGAGCUUAAAGUCUCUAUUAUUCCAUCAUUUUAUAAUAUUUGUUUUUACGGAUUCAGCCUAUUCACAUAUCAGUGAUUGAGUCCCUCACUUGUAGUACAUAACUUGAUUGCUAUUAUUGAAUGAAAACAUGUCCUCCUGCAGACAUCUAGACCUAGAUAUUAAAGCUCACAGUAAACCAGAUUAACUCGUAUUAACAUGCGUGUGCAAAGUUUUCUAGGUUGUACCCCUUUCUACAUUAUGGUUAGGAUAGACAAUUUCUAAACCAGGCACAGUAAAAUGCAGAGGAACAAUACAUUUUAGUUUUCUUUCCUGAUUGUAAAAGUUAUUCGACUGAGCCAAUCCCCAAAAUGAAAUGUUUGUAAGCCAAUAACAGUCUAGUACGCUCAUUUUCAUAUGUUUUGUACGAUAACCAGUAAUUGUGAUGGGUAGAGUCUGACCCUAAUGUUGUUGGCUCAAAUGUGUUUGUGGUUUAAUGAUAGUCAUGAAAUAGAUUAUUUUCUUAUUCCUAUUCAGUAAUAGGGUUAGAAAAAAAUCCCUUUAUGUAAAAGGGUUUGAACAGGGCGUUCAGGUAACUACUUCAGUACCCAUUAAUGUACAAUUAUUAAUUUAUCUUCUGUAAUUCAGAUAUCUUUCUGUAACAAGGUUUGUAUCUCUCCACAGAUUUUACUAAAAUGCCCACUACCCUUAGCCAGCAUUAUAACAAUUCAGAUAUUUGUCGCUGCACGUAUUUGAGAUUAGUUUUUAUGCGGAACGGUUUAUACAAAGUUUCAGAAUAUUUUUGCUUUCGUACUGUAGCGAUGAAUGUGCUAAAUAAUAUCCUAAUGAAUGCUGCUAAUACAUUUUUUUUUUUUUUUAAAUAAACAGAGUUAGGAGAUUGUAGCUUGAUAAGAGUUCCUCUAAAAUAUUUCGAGGAGGGGGAGAUUAUUCCCAGAAAGGCAUCUGUACCACCUGUGAGCUGUAUACAAAAGCGAAGAUAUAGUUGCGAUAUUUUUAAAUGGUUACUUCUCAGAUAUUCAGUGGCUUUGGAAUAGUGUACAUUGAGGUAAGAGCAUUACCUGCCAUUGUAAAUUUAAUGUUUAAACCAGUGGCUCUUUACCUCUGGGGUGGGAUCCAAAAUCAGAUCGUUGUUCUGUGUCAGUGGUUCCCCACUAGCUGGAAUAACCACAUCAUAUUAUUUGGGCGCUUGUUCAGUGCAAUGAGCUCUUCUUUUAAGAUGCUUUGUCACUUCAGUGGUCCUUGCAUAUAUUACAAAGACCCCUAUUGUUUACAUUGCUGCGUGAAGUGGGAUAGCCGAGGGACGCAGUAGAGUUGAGAUAUAUUUACCAGGUGUUGUUGCCGCUAUCUUUCUUUAGCUUCAUCGGUCACGCUUGCAGAGUGGCACGGACGUCUGUACAGAAUCUUACUAUGGGAGCCUACAUAGCUAUUACCUCGCAAUUCGAGAGACAAUGUGUUUGUUCGUUCCUAAAGAGAGACAGUCAUCACCAGUGACAGCUGAGGGAAUUGUCAAAACCUGAUGGCAGUAGCUCUGCCUUUUGUUAAAUGGAGGGAAAUACAUAAUAUAAAGUAGUCAAUACUUUCUCAUGAUAUAUUUUACCAUUAAAUUGGUUGCAUAUUUAUGAUUUUUAUUAAAGAUUCUAUCGUAAUGAAACGCUCAAUUUGGGGGAAAGCGGGUGAAUGACAGCUGCUUUAAGACGGGAAGUAACUAAUAAGGGUAUUUUGCAGAAUUCUUUAAAACGUAUUUAAAAGUGAAGAUUGGAUUACUAUUGAAUAAAUUACAAAGCGAAAACAGGUGACAAUGCUUUGUUAGAUCAUCUGUGUAGAACAUCAGUCCAUUCAUGCCUACAACAUCUGUCUGAUGAAGAACUCUGCAAGGGCAGGCUAAGGAUUUUGAGCAUUAUAGUUUACGGCUGGAGAGAUAUCGAAUCGUCCUCACACUUGAGGUUUUAAGAUCCAGUUGUGUUCUACAUACUUUUGAUCAGCACAUGAGUACAAUGUCACGCAUAAUGUAGAAUCUGUUCUGCUGGGAGGAAAUUAGUAAUCAAGGACUUAUCACAAAAUAAAUCUUGAGGAGUUCAUUUAGUUACUUCCUUUAAUUUGACUACUAUAUAUAUAUGACAUGGCAGCAGUCUUGUGUUUUCAGCAUGUACAUGUGUGUCCAAGAAAAUGUGGUGAAUAUGGAAUCCUAACCGCUCUAGGGUGUAAGUAAAUUCUAAAUCAUGCAAAUUUCAUAAAAAUAGUAAAAUGUUAGAUCCACAAAAUCCAGAUAGGCCAUGUGUAAUUAAGAGGAAUGCAGACUGCUCCAUGCAAGCUUUAUGUGAUUAUUGGUGUUGGUGAUUCAUGAUCACACACGAGGGUGUUGCAGUUACAUUUUAUAUGCUAUGUAAUGUUUGUACAGAUUCAUACAGGAACUAUUCAUAGAUCAGGAACAAUUUGGCUGUAUGUUAGUGAACAUGCAAUGACCCAAAUGUAACUUAUCAAACACAUUGUACCACCCUGUGAAAUAUGUUGGUUCUUUACAAAUAAUCAAAUGCAUGGGUUGGUUUUAUCAGUUUGAAAUGUGCUUGGCCCUACUGUAUUGUACACGUGGAUUUUGCUUUUACUAAAACGCAUUGAUCUCUCUUUCUAUAAUUGAAAUAUAGAUCCAGAUUAGAUUUCAGUGAAAUAUGCACGGAUCCUCCGUUUACCAACAACACCCUGCCCCUUCAGAGGGUCAGCACAUUGUACACCCAACAUGCAUUGAAAGGGUUGUAUUUAGAGAUGGAUUAUUUCCACAUGGUAAAGUUGUAUGUAUAUUACUGUGCAUUUUUGUUCUACAUAUUAGUUUGGCUGGCUUAUAAUUUUUGAUCCUGACUGUUACAGAUGGAAUGGUUUAACUCGGACUGAAAAAGUCUCUGUAAAUAGAUCUUUGUAGUACCUGGGGUACUAAAUGAAUGUGUAAUUUUUGUAUUUUAAUGUGGUGUGUAACAUCAGUUCUUUUUAAAUGCCAGGGUAAUGCACUAUAAUGAUAUUAAUAUCUAAUAAAGUUCCACUAGAUUGCAUGUGAUUUUUUUUUUUUUUUUUUCCCACAUUUCUUCAUAUAAAUUAAAUUUAUGUAUCACCGCUGUAUGUAUACCAUGGCAGCAAAGGCC